GUUAGCACCAGACAUGGGACACACAACACAACGUCCUGUGUGACUUUAUACUCAGUAGAUAGUACUCCACGGUUAUAUUCUUCUUCUGAAGUAAGUGGUCUUUCAUGUUUUUGAGGUGUCCUAUAUAGUUGUGUUACUAGUCUGUUCAUUCAUGUGUAAUAACUAUGUUAGCUAGGACAGUCUGUGUUGUGGUUGUAGGCUACACUGUUGCAUAAUCUGUAUGCUCCUGGAAUUCUUAAAGCAACAAAAUCCUAUUGUCAACAUCUAAACCUUGUUGCUAACAGCAUGCAAACAUGUAACAUUUAACAAACACAUUUGGUAUAUCAAAGUCAGAAGAGGGGAACACAUAUUGAUACAACACCGGUUGAGGAUUUGACAUUGUGCCCAACAUAUUGCAAUGUAACUACUACUGGGCGGCAGGUAGCCUAUCGAUUCAGAGCGUUGGGCCAGUAACCGAAAGAUCGCUGGUUAGAAUCCCCGAGCCAACUAGGUGAAAAAUCUGCAGAUGUGCCCUUGAGUGAGGCACUUAACCCUAAUUGCUCCUGUAAAUCGCUGUGGAUUUUUAGAGCAUCUGCUAAAUGACUAAAAUGUAAAUGUAAAAUGUACUAGUAGUACUACCAAUAAAUGUAACUACUAGUAGUACUACCAAUAAAUGUAACUACUAGUAGUACUACCAGUAAAUGUAACUACAAGUAGUACAUUUUCAUGUAGCCUAACCAGCAGGGUGCUCUGGAUGAUGUUUGACAAAAUGUCAUACAUGUUUAUUAGACCAGACUAUGUACAAUUUAUUUGAGAUAUCUGACAACUAGAGGUAGUACAUAGUCAAGCGUGACAGAACAUCACCAUUCAUUUUAUCAAUCACAUUUUCAAAAGACUGAAUUGUUAUAUUAUUACAGUAAUCCAUUCUGCAAGCAGUCAGUCCACUGGGAGUAGUGACCAUUAUGUGUGCAUUAUUAUGUCAUCACAUCACAUGACAUAAACAGCUCAGCCAAUGAGAGUUGUUCUACCCUCCCUCAUGCUACUAUUGUUAUAUACUGAUUGGCAUGACCUAGAAAGGGGCUUUGCCCUUCCCACCCUUGCUCACCAUGUGAAACACUUGCCUACUUCAAUCAGUAUCAAAACACCCUGGAACCAGGAGCAGCCUAGCAUUCUUCUCAGCGCAUAGAAGGAUUACUUCCUGUUCUGUGGUCCUAGAAUCAAAAGAAACUGGAACCGCUCUAUCUGUAUGGUAUUUAGUGAGAAACAGAUUGUUUAAGGAUUUGGAAAUGUGUUAAUUAUGUCAACAUUGUGAGGUGGUUUGGAGGUGGAUGAGGUAUGGUUGUCAUGGUUGUGAGGUGGUUGUGUGAUGGUUGUUUGGUGGUUGUGGCAUGGUUGUGAGGUGGUUUUAUGAUGGUUGUGUGAUGGUUGUUUCCAGGUCUGUGCCCUGGUGGUGACCCCUACGAGGGGUGAAGAGGAGGAUCAUGGGUACGGGCAGUCAAGUCCGAUUGCUGCUGUGGAAGAACUGGACCCUUCGCAAGAGACAGAAGGUAAAACAAACACACUUCUGAUGAUUGUCUUUCUCAAUCUAACUCAUCUUUAAUUUUGAAGGCAGUUCCAUCACCUUCUGUGAAAUUAUUUGCAAGCACUUGCUUUGUGUGUCACUGAAUUCUAAAAGCUACUUUGCCCCUUAGGGCCACCGUACUAAAACAGAACAGAAAUGUAGGAUUUAAAAUCUACAUAUUGAGUAUGCCAUAUGAUCUAAAUACAAAAUAGAUCCACCCUGUUAUUGACUUGUUCUGGAUAGUGUCUCAGACCUGUCAUCAUGGUAGUAGCCUAAAGGUUGUGAGAGGACAAUCACAUGAGGAUGAUGCCUCUGGCUGCUGGGUGACAGGAAGUUGUUGCACAAGUUUGGAGCCCUGCUUAGCUUAGCAUCCCAGCCUGCCGUGUUUAGAUCGCUGUGUUUGGCUCAGUCACCCAUGGUCACAUCUCACAUCGUGCCAACUGCAUACUGUAAACUAUUGAAGCUUGGCACGAUUUGGACAAACACACACACAAGCCAAACGACGGGAGUCAACUUUUUGUUGUGGACAUUCAGAUCCCUUUAUGCUUCAUUAACAAACUAAAGCCACACUCCUUAAUUUAUGCAUAACCUCAAACUAAUUUACGCAUACAAAUCAACUCUCACCCCACACUCACUUCUGUUACUCUAAUAUUGAUAGAUGUUUUUCAGCUUAAUUCAAAAUGAACACCUGCCUUCCAAUGUGUAGAGUAUAUUGUUUUGUUGUUUUCCUCCCAGAUCCGGUUCUUCAUGGAGAUAAUGUGGCCAGUGGUUCUGUUCAUUGGACUAGUGUGGCUGAGAAGUGCUAACCCUUUAUAUCGCCAACAUGAGUGUAAGAACAUGUUCUUCUGACAAUGUAAACACUGGUGUUACCAACAGUUCAGCAAUAUAUGCACUAACAAUACAACCCUGCAAACCAGCAAAUGGUCAGCUCUGAUGUACAAAAUAUAUUCAGUAUGUUUACAAAUCUUUUCUAGUCAAAAUAAUCAAUUUUGUGACUAGAGUUAUUCCAGUCUAUACAUGAUGAUCAGAGCUCUGUCAACUGUUCCAGUCUUUGCUAUUGACCAGUGCCAUCUGUCCUGUCCUGUCCACUGUUGUAUAGGUCACUUUCCCAACAAGGCCAUGCCCUCGACUGGCAUCCUUCCAUGGAUCCAGGGAAUCUUCUGCAACGCCAACAACCCAUGCUUCCAGUACGCUACCAGGGGAGAGGGACUCGGACUCGUCUCCAACUACAACGAUUCCAUGUGAGCAGAGGAGCAGGGCUGUGAUAGCUGGUCCCAGAUCUGUUGGUGCUGUCAAGCCAACUCCUAUGGUCAUAGUCUAGGGCUGUUUGUGAUGGUGGGCCAGCCAGAUAGAAGAGGGUUGAGCAGCAGUACUACAUGCUGAUGUACCAUUUGAUGGCAGAUGAAAGGAGGGUGUUGUUAUAAUACAGGAUGUUCUCGCUGAAGGCACUUGGCAAGGCUCUGCACUCAUGCCAAUGAGGUUCAGGGUUCUUAUGUCUGUGUGAAUGGGUUGCUUGAAUGAAUGUGUUUACCUAUCUGUGUGUGUAUUUGUAUAUCUGUGUUGGUGUUUAUGUCUGUGUGUGUGUGUUCCAGUCUAUGUGUGUGUGUAACCCAUCCUCUGCUCUGCUCCCCAUGCAGACUGGCUCGGUUCUACUUGGACACCCAGGAGCUUCUGCUGAGUGACCCAGAGUUCCUGCAGCUUGGUCGGCUCUGGAGGGAACUGUUCACCAUGAGCACCUUCAUGGACACCCUGCGGACCAACCCAGAACAGGUCUCAGGUCAGAGGAACAGCCAUCAACUUAAAAGCUAUGGUUCAUAAGUACAUAUCUAGGACAGACCUGGGUUCAAAUACAUGUGUAUUUGAUUAUUUGUUAUUGAAAUACUAGCCAACUAUUUUUCUAAACCUAGACAUUAUAAACCGGAAAUGAAAACACUCACACAGCAGUGUGCAGUCCUCACCAAAUAAUGUGUAUUUUCUUUGUGGUAUGAGAGUGAUUGAUCAUGUUUUAUACAAUCAUCUGGUCCAAAAGCAGUCCGGGGCAAUUGUAUCCCAUCUUCACCAAACAAACAAAUGAACCCAACACAUCCCAUCUCUUCCAUUCCUCUUCUCCAGCUCUGUGUCAUGUGUAGACUGGAGGUGGGCAGGAUUACAUCACUUAGCUUUUAAGAAAGGCACUUCCCCGUAGUGGGAACUAGGAUCCUAAGCAGCAGCACUGUUUAUUUUGUGAGAAAGCAAUUCAUGUGUUUCCCUUCCCAACAGAACACAUAAACAUGGUUAUAUCUGGGAGCCAAUGCUAACAUUCCCAUACUAAUGAUCGCUUCUACAUUCUCAAUCUGAUCUGACAACUACAAAUGCUACUCUGCUGGAAUAAUAGCCCUUUAUGAUGGAUCUACUAGCUACACUCUUAGUAAAGGGUUCUUCGGCUGUCCCCAUAGGAGAACCCUUUGAAGAACCCUUUUUGGUUGCAGGUAGAACCCUUUUGGAUCCCUUUCUACAGAGGGUUCUACAUGGAACCCAAAAGGGUUCUACCUGGAACCAAAAAUGGUUAUCCUAUGGGGAGCCCUUUUGGAACCCUUUUUUCUAAGAGUGUAGAAUGAGACUGCAUACCAGUUAGUGAUAGAUUAUUUUUUAUUUCUUUUUAUUUCACCUUUAUUUAACCAGGUAAGCCAGUUGAGAACAAGUUCUCAUUUACAACUGCGACCUGGCCAAGAUAAAGCAUAGCAGUGCGAUAAAAACAACAACACAGAGUUACAUAUGGGGUAAAAACAAAACAUAAAGUCAAAAAUACAACAGAAAAUAUAUAUACAGUGUGUGCAAAUGUAGCAAGUUAUGGAGGUAAGGCAAUAAAUAGGCUAUAGUGCAAAAUAAUUACAAUUAGUAUUAACACUGGAAUGAUAGAUGUGCAAGAGAUAAUGUGCAAAUAGAGAUACUAGGGUGCAAAUGAGCAAAAUAAAUAACAAUAUGGGGAUGAGGUAGUUGGGUGGGCUAAUUUCAGAUGGGCUGUGUACAGGUGCAGUGAUCGGUAAGGUGCUCUGACAACUGAUGCUUAAAGUUAGUGAGGAAGAUAAAGGUCUCCAGUUUUCAAGAUUUUUGCAAUUUUUUUUAAAAAAGGGGAAAAGGGGGGAAAAGGGGGUUUGGGGUUUUUGAAAAUUUUGGGGGGGGGUUUGGGGGGGGGGGUUUUUUUUACCAAGAAAAAAGGGGGGGAAAAAAUGGGGAAAAGGGGGGGGGGGGGAAAAAAAAAGGAAAAAGGGGAAAAAAACCGGGGGGGGGUUUUGGGGGUUUGGGGGGGGGAAAAAAAAGGGGGGGGAAAAAAAUUUUAAAAAAAGGGGGGGGUUUUUUUUUAAAAAAAAAAGGGGGGGGGGUUUUUUUUUUUUUUUAAGGGGGUUUUUAAAAAAACCCCCGGGAAAAACCCCCGGGCCCCCCCUUUAAAAUUUUAAAAAAAAGGGGGGGGAAAAGGGGGGCCCUUUUUUAAAAAAAAAAACCCCUUUAAAAAUUUUUUUCCUUUUUUCCCCCCCCCCCCCCCCCCAAAAAAAAUUUAAUUUUGGGGGGGGUUCCCCCUUCCCCAAAAUUUUUUUAAAAUGGAAUUAAUUUCCCUUAUUUUUGGCCUUUGGGGUUCCGGGGCCCCCCCAAAAAACCCCCCUUUUAAAAUUUUUUUUUUUUUAAAAAAAAAAGGGGUUUUUCCAAAAAAUUUUUUAAAAAAUUUUUUAAAAGGGAAACCCCGGGCCCCCCCCUUUUUUUUUUGGGGGGAAAAGGGGGGGGGGGGGGGGGGGCCCCCCCCCCCCCCCCCCCCCCCCCCUUUUUUCCCCCUUUUUUUUCCCCUCCAAUUUUCCCUUUUUGUUUUUUUUAUUGGCAUGGGGAAAAAUUUUUUUCAAAGGGAAAAAAAAAAAAAAAAAAGGUUUUUAAAAAAAAAUUAAAAAAAAAAUUUAAAAAAAAAAAAAUUUUUUUUAAAAAAAAAAAAUUUUUUUAAAAAGGGUUUUUUUUAAAAUUUUUUUAAAAAAAUUUUUUGGAAAAACCAAAAAACCCCCAAAAAAAGUUUUGGGGGAAAGGGGGGGAAAAAAAAAAAAAAAUUUUAAAAAAAAAAAAAAAACUUUUUUUCCCCCAAAAAAAAUUUAAAAAAAAAAAAAAAAAACCCCAAAAAAAAAGGGCCCCCCCUUUUUUAAAAAUUUUUUUAAAAUUUUUUGGGAAAAAAAAAAAAUUUUUAAAUUUUCCCCUUUUUUUUUUUAAAAAAAAAAGGUUUUUUUAAAAAAAAAUUUUUUUUUGGGGGGGGUUUUUUCCCCCCUUUUUUUUGGGCCCCCCAAAAUUUUUUUUUUUCCCCCCCCAAAAAAAAAAGGGUAAAAAGGGGGGGGGGAAAAAAAAAAAAAGGGGGGGGGGGGGAAAAAAAAGGGGGGGGAAAAAAAAAAAAAAAAAAGGGGGGGGAAAAAAAAAAAGGGAAAAAAAAGGGGGGGGGGGAAAAAAAGGGGGGGGGGGGGGGGGAAAAGGGGGGGAAAAAAAAAGGGGGGGGAAAAAAAAAAAGGGGGGGGGAGAGAGAGAGGGGAAAAAAAGGGGGAGGGGGAAAAAAAAAGGGAAAAAAAAAGGGGGGGGGAAAAAAAAAAGGGGGGGGGGGGGGGGAGAGGGGGGGCCGGGGGGGGGAGGAGGGGGGGGGGGGGGGGGGGGGAAAAAGAGAGAGAGGGAGAGGGAAAAAGGGGGAAAAAAAGGGGGGGGGGGGGGGGGGGGAAAAGGGGGGGGCGGGGGGGGGAAAAAAAAGGGGGGGGGGGGGGAGCCGGGAAAAAGGGGGGGGGGGAAAAAAGGGGGGGGGGGGGGGGGGGGAGGGGGCGAGGGAGAGAGAGGGGGAGGAAAAAGGGGGGGGGGAGGGAAGGGGAGAGGAGAGGGGAGGGGGGGGGGAAAAAGGGGGGGGGGGGGGGGAAAAAAAAAAAAAAAAAAGGGGGGGGGGGAGAGAAGAGAGGGGGGGGGGGGGGGGGGGGGGGGAAAAGGGGGGGGGGGGGGGGGGGGGGGGGGGGAAAGGGGGGGGAAAAAAAAAGGGGGGGGGGGGGGGGAGAGGGGAGAGAAAGGGGGGAAAGGGGGGGGAAAAGAGAGGGAGGAAAAGAGGGGGGGGGGCCCUUUUUGGGGGGGGGAAAAAAAAGGGGGGGGGGGGGGGGGGGAAAAGGGGGGAGAAAAAAGAGAGAAAGGGGGAGAAAAGGGGGGGAGAGAGGGGAGAGGGGGAAGGAGGGGAGGGGGGGGGGGGAGGGGGGGGGAGGGGGGGGGGGGGGCCCCCCGGGGGGGGGGGGGGCCCCCCCCCGGGGGGGUUUGGGGGGGGGGGAAAAAAAAAAAAAGGGGGGGGGGGGAGGGGGGGGGGGGGGGGGGGAAAAAAAGGGGGGGAAAAGGGGGGGGGGGGAAAAAAAGGGGGGGGGGGGGGGGGGGGAAAAAGGGGGGGGGGCCCCAAAAAAAAAAAAAAAAAGGGGGGGGGGAAAAAAAGGGAAAAAAGGGGGGGGGAAAAGGGGGGAAAGGGAAAAGGGGGAAAAAAAAAAGAAAAAGGGUAAAGGGGGGAAAAGGGGGGGGGGGAAAAAAAGGGGGGGGGAAAGGGGGAAAGGGGAAAGGGGGGAAAAAAGGGGGAAAAGGGGGGGGGGGGGGGAGGGGGGGGGGGCCCCCCCCCCCCCCAAAAGGGGGAAAAAAAAGGGGGGAAAAAAGGGGGGGGGAAAAAAAAAAAGGGGGGGAAAAAAAAGGGGAAAAGGGGGGGAAAAAAAAAAGGGAAAAAGGGGAAAAAGGAAAAAAAAAGGGGGGGGGGGGGAAGGGGGUGGGGGGGGGGGGGGGGGAGGAAAGGGGGGGAAAAAAGGGGGGGGGAGGGGGGAAAAAAGGGGAAAAGGGGGGAAAAAAAAAAAAGGGGGGGGGGGGGGGAAAAAGGAAAAAAAAAGGGGGGGGAAAAAAAAAAAAGGGGGGGGGGGGUUUUUCGGGCCCCCCCCGGGGGAAUUUUGGGGGGGGGGGGGGGGAAAAAAACCCCAACCGGGGGGGAAAAGGGGGGAAAAACCCCCCCAAAAAAAAAAAAAAAAUGGGGAAAAAUUUUUUUUUUUAAUUUUUUAAUUUUUCCCCUUUUUUUUUUUUUUUUUUUUCCCCUUUUUAAAUUUUCCCCCCCUUUUUUUUCCCCCCUUUUUUUUUUUUCCAAAAUUUUUUUUUUUCCCCCCCCCUUUUUUUUUUCCCCCCCCUUUUUUAAAAAAUUUUUUAAAAAAAACCGGUUUUCCAAAAACCCGGGGGGUUCAAGAACCCCAAACCCCGAAAUUUAAAUUUGGUAAAGGGGGGUUUUUUUUUUUCCCCCCCUUAAACUGUAAAAAAACCCUCCCUUUUUGCUUUUUCCCGGGGGGGGGGCAAGGGGGGGGAAGUAAAACCCUUACGUCCUCCCAAGGUGUUCCUCUGUCAGAGGAUGUGGUCAUUGAGCUGGUCAAUGCCAAGAUCAGGCCUGAGCAGGUGAGACUACACCUUAGUGGACCUACUGUGUGUUCUGUCCUGUCCCACUUAGACAGCUGUAACAUACACUCCAUCACCCUGAGUUUCCCAUCUGAUUAUUAGCUAAGGAUUUAUCCAGCCAGCACAUUUUCCUGGGGGCUAGCCGCGCUGGCUGAAUUAGCCAACAGUGCUGGCUGAAUCGCAACCCUGAGAAAGACAGUGUGUUUCAAUGAAAGCUCAGGACAGGAUCUCCAUUUGAAAGCUGUGGUCAAGAGGGCUAUUGGGAUACUGAUGUCAUUACACCGGGUUGUGCUGUGGGCUUUGUCUGGUGGCCAGUGGCUCCUGCAUACCUUCUCUUCCCCCAAAGGGAGCUCUUUCUUCCCCCAGUGAGCGACAACACCAGCCCUGGAUCAAAGGGCUAUGCAGUGGGGGUGAAUCAUCACUAGGUCUUUGUUCACACAGAAAACACAUACACAAAGAAAGGAAUACAGAACCCAAAAUUAAAUGGGACUGGCUAAAGGCUGUGUGGUGUGUGUGUGGUGUGUGUGGUGUGUGUGUGUGGUGUGUGUGUGUGUGUGUGUGUGCGCAUGUGUGUGCGCAUGUGUGUGCGCAUGAGUGCAUGUAUAUUGGCUUACUAUGUCCUGAAAAAGAGGCCUUCUCUCCACCGAGGACUUUUGCUCAAUGUUACAAACACCCUCCCUCUGUGACAUCAUACUCUGACCCUUGACCUCUGCCCUUCAGUUUGUGUUUGGCGUCCCUGACCUCCACCUGAAGGACAUUGCCUGCAGUCAGACCCUGCUGGAGCGCUUCAUCAUCUUCCCCAGCCGCAGGGGGCUGUACAGGGUGCACAGCGCCAUUUGUGUCCUCACACCACAGAGACUACAGACUAUAGAGGACAGGCUCUACGCCAACGUGGACUUCUUUAAACUCUUCCGUCAGGUCUGUCAAUCUCAAUGUAUCCCGUUCUGUCUCUGUCUGAACUGUCUGCUAUGCAUCACAUACUGUAGCCUUGCAAGCCAAGGCCCUGGACUCUAUCCUGAAUUUUGAAUGAACAAUUUCCAUAUUGUCCAAAUAUGAAAAACGCACUACGGCUGCGUUUACACAGGCAGCCCAAUUCUGAUAUUUUCUCCACUAAUUGGUCUUUUGAGAUCAGAAAAGAUCAGAAUUGGGCUGCCUGUUUAAAAGCAGCCUAUGUAUGCCUUCAUCGUAUAUCCACAUGAAGUCCUCAAUCUGCAGUAUUAUAUAGUAGUAUUUGCAUAAAUUACUCUCUUUUCAAAGGACCCUUGUGGUCUGUGGCACUGUAUAUCUGUCACAUUUGGGACGCUGCCAUCUUGUUUAUUUACUUACCAACAAAGAUUGGCCGGCAUGUGUCAUUGGGGACUACUAUUGGCUGUUCCAACUGUCUGCCAACACCCACAGCAUGAGCUGAUCGACAUAAGUUGGGGAGAGUUGGCACCAGUUGGGGUGAGUUGAAGCGAGUUGAGGAAAGUUGGCAUCAGUUGGGGGGAGUUGGCAUGAGUCAUGAUGGAAUUGCAUGGCUUUAAACAAUGUGUAUGUUGUAAGUCAUCAGCACACAUUUCCUUUACUGUUGUACUGCCUAGAUACAGACCAUUGAAUUUCUAAAAGUGACGAAUCACUACUGACAAAAUUAAACAGGAAAACAACAAUCCACUACUGUGUAAUGAAACUGAAGUAAAAUUAGUGGUGGGCUGCAGUAACAUGAAAGUCUCUGUACAUCUAUGGCUACACUAUUUCACCUAAUAUAUACUGUACCUGUCAUCCACUUCCCCUCUGCAUUGGCUACAUGGUUGAGAUAGAUUGAGGCAACAUACAGGGAGUUGAAUGACCACAGACUGCUCAAGUACCAGUUUUAGCAGAGUAUAUCAGGUAUUGGGACUUGGCCUCUUUCAAUAAUGAGAUUAUAGAUGCCAUGCCUCCCUACCAGACUAAACCUAAGGGAGCUUUUCUAUAAUCACCUGUGUUUAUGGUCCCAUGGUCACGUCUACACACACUGUUGGCCCCAAUUAGGGCUGUGUGUGUGUGUGUGUAUAUGUGUCUCUUCUUUGAAACAAGCCCAUUAGAUCUCAGGAGAUAGUGAGGAAUGUCAGAGAGGAAGGAUGUCUUAUUUUGGAGUUGUGCGUCGCUGCCGUGCACCAUUUCCUGACUUCUAGCCCAUUGUGUUGUGAGGUAGUUAGAAGUUUCCCCAGCUGAAAUAUUCCCUGGAAGAAACAGUUACUGGAGAUACUGUAGUUCAGGAUACAGAAGAUGAUGACAAUGCACUUGUCAGCAGAUUCAGUGCUUUCUGUGUUCCUAUGUGGGAAAGUGAAUUAGUUGUUAUACUUUUUUGUUGUUGUUGAGUUUUUCAGAUGACAGAACAAGCACAUGAAUGACAUGACAUUACUUACCAUAUAAAUGAUGAGGUUGUCAGCGUCUGGGUGAAGUGGUGAAACGGAAUCAGGCGCAGGACACAGAACUGAGAAAAGUAUGGCUUUACUAAACACAAAGUAAACCAUAUCAAACCCUCCACGCAGGGAAGAGCAAAACAACAGCUCAACAGACGACAUAACAAUGAACAAUCACGUACAAACCCAGGAGGGAAAACAGAGGUAAUAUAGGGAAACCAAUAAGCCUAAUGAGUAACAGGUGUGAAUAAUAAAGACAGGACUAGUGUGACACAGAAACAUAGAUCGGUGGCAGCUAGUACUCCGGUGACGACGAACGCCGAAGCCUGCCCGAGCAAGGAGGAGGGGCAGCCUCGGCUGUAUCCGUGACAGAGGUAGCUUACACCCACUUCAGGCAAAAUUAAGACUGUGAAAUGUUAGUGUAUGGCAGUUUAUCUAUUCAUUUUUUAAUUUAUGGGCGGCAGGUAGCUUAGUGGGUAAGAGCGUUGUGCCAGUAACCGAAAGGUCGCUGGUUCUAAUCCCAGAGCCGACUAGGUGAAAAAUCUGUCGAUGUACCCUUAAGCAAGGCACUUCACCCUAAUUGCUCUGGAUAAGAGCGUCUGCUAAAUGACUACAAUGUAAAUGUAUCACAUUCAUGACAAUGAAUCACUUGUGUUUUCUAUGUUAACUUUACUCUGAUGACUAUGAUACGGCUAUCAUCCCAGCAUUCAUUGUUGAAUUUGCGAUUUCCAACUUGUUGUGUAAUGUUUAUGUCCAAUGGCCGAUGAGCGCCGAUAUGUUUUAUCUAUAAUUUCUCUUCAAAGGACAAGGAUUGAAAAGGAUUUGCCAGUAGAUUGCCGACUUCAUGCAUGAUGAUGACUGCUUGUCUAGCUUGCUAGCUAAAAUUUUGAAAGUAUGAUGUUGACAUGAUCAGUCCAAUCAAAGCUACGGUAGAUAUAACGCGAUUUGACAUCAUUUUAUCUGUGGCCAAUGACCUUGAGCCUUCUUGGAUGGGCACUUCUAAUGUAGGUCUAUGGCAGCACCCAAGGGGCUUGAAUUUUCUAGCACUAUCCGUACAUUUUGCGGUGACAUAGUGUCCCCAUGAGUGACAGAACACUGAGCCAAUCACGGCGCAACUAGAGAACAUUACCAACCCCUACGCUCCGUAUUUUCCGCUGGCUGCCCCACCACCACAGAAAGCACUGAGCUAGGCUGAAACACCUGCAUUUUGGAGCUGCCUUACUCAAGAAAGCAAAAAAGAGACUAUGUUUGUAUGCGGCUUUAUUAACUCAAUGAUUUAUUUUACAUUGUUUGCAAACUGAUAUGUGACACGUAUUAAUGCCAAAAUAACAUGCUGAACAGGCUCUGCCCCACCUGCCCUGAAUGACGCGUCGCCACUGUUGGUAAGGAUGUGACAGUCAUUUUGACAGCUCUGUUCCUCCUUCCAGCUUCCCCGGGUGUUGGAUAACCACUCCGACGGCGUCGACCUAAACUUCUGGGCCAGAGUACUCUCCGCCGCCUCCGAAAAGCUGCGAGAGGUAAGCACACACACACGCACACACACACACACACACACACACACACACACACACACACACACACACACGCACACGAUUCUCUCCGCCGCCUAUAAAACUGCCAGAGGUCAACCCUACUACCGUUAGAACCAUCAUCCAUCCCAAAGUUCAUCCGCCACCCUAUUUCUAUCCCUCAGGAAGUCACUGCUUCCUCCCUGCUCGGGUCUUUACGCAAACACAGACAGCAGGGAUAUCAUGAGUGCGUAUGAGGAAGGCUAAAUCCAGCCCCAAUAACCCUUUAGUCUCGACAUGGAGCCGCAUUCACAGGCUGUGUCCGAAGUAACACCCUAACCCCUAUAUAGUGCACUACUUUUGACCAGAGCCCAAUGGGCAAUAGUCAAAAGCAAUAAUAAUACUAAAUUACAUUUGUAGAGCGCUUUUCAUUUACAGAGGUAAAUCACACAGCUCUUUACGGAUUAGGGUGCCGUUUGGGAUGCAGACACAGAAAGAUCAACAGGCAAUCAGUCUGGACAGCUGUAAGUGAGGGUUAUAGCACAGGUGAGGCCCUCAGACAAAUGUCAAAGGUUGACGGGUCAGGUGGAUGACCCCAGGGGAAGUGGUGAUUGCAGGGAGAGGGAGGCGGGGGGAGGGCACAAGAGGGACUUUCUGCAGAGGGGACAUCCUGUUGGUGGGGCCGUCUGGAUUCUUGUCUGCCGCCCCGUGACAGAAGACGUGACGCCAGUCGGUCAUUUUCCAAAUUCCAUUUUUGUCUGGUUCCAUAAACCGAACACUGUAGCUGUACAGUAGAUACGCCAGCUGAGUGGAAAUUCUGCCUCAGAAAUCACACUGCUCUGUUGGCUAGAACAGAAAUACUCAUUUUCUCUAUGUCUGUUAAGUCUAGCAGUGGUGUUAGUUACGGUAUGUGUCUUCCAAUGUAGAAGAAACCACAAAAAAUCUAUUUUCUCUGUGGUUUCUAUGUAAACACUGUGGUGCUGUCCAAUUACUGUGGUUUCUAUGUAAACACUGUGGUGCUGUCCCAUUACUGUGGUUUCUAUGUAAACACUGUGGUGCUGUCCCAUUACUGUGGUUUCUAUGUAAACACUGUGGUGCUGUCCAAUUACUGUGGUUUCUAUGUAAACACUGUGGUGCUGUCCCAUUACUGUGGUUUCUAUGUAAACACUGUGGUGCUGUCCCAUUACUGUGGUUUCUAUGUAAACACUGUGGUGCUGUCCCAUUACUGUGGUUUCUAUGUAAACACUGUGGUGCUGUCCCAUUGCUGGGGCUGUUUGUUAAGAGUGGUUGUCAGAAGCACUGCACUACACACUCUCAACACCUCCCCUGGUUCUAAUGGGCCCUCAGGGACAUACACUGGACAAUCCCUUCUCCCCCCUACAACCCACCCCUCCUCCCUUUGGAAUCUCUUUAGUUUGUUUUUAUUUUGUUAGAGGGAAAUGUGCCUCACCCAUACACCGCCCGAACCUGUGAGACUAAUAAGCUUAGACAUUUAGGUUUCUCUUAAAUUAAUAUGGAAUCAGAGACUUUGUUGACACAUAACCUAAUCAACCUAAUAUGGCUGUACACAUCCUCCUAUUUGGUCACAUUAUAUAUAAAAUAAAAUGUUAUUGGUCACAUACACAUAUUUAGCAGAUGUUAUUGCGGGUGUAGCGAAAUGCUUGUAAAUAUAGCCCUGUCAUACAUGAUUCAGAGUCAUCACUUUCAUACAGUUUCUAAAUAACAACUUUCUUCCCUAACUCGCCCCCCAGUUGUUAGAGAGGAACAGCUCCAGAGCGCUGGUGGAGGUGAUGUCCCCCCUGCUCCAGACCCAGGGGCCCCAGGGGGGCUCUCCCCCGUCUUUCAGCCAGCUGAUGGGGGCUGUGUCCAGCCUGGUGUGUGGCUACAUGGAGGGGGCCUUCUCUCGGGUGGCCUCCUUCAACUGGUAUGAGGACAACAACUACAAGGCCUUCAUGGGGAUCAACGAUAGCACCCGGGGAGGACAGGGACAGUACACCUACGACCACACCGCCAGUGAGUACUAAUACAGUAAUAAGUCACUAAUAUAGUAGCCAGAUUCAGUUUAGCGAAGAGACAGAUAGAGGCAGGGACAGUACACCUACAGUCACACCGCCAGUGGGUCAGCAUUCAGUCACUAAUACAGUAACUAUUUUCAGUAUGUGGCUGGUUGGGAACUAACAACCCCUCUCCUCUGCCAACUACGUCAAAUGUAGCAGGUGAUUGGGAGCAGGAAAGGUGUUGUGGGACAGAGCGUUUUAUUUUGUCAGCUUUACUUUCUUGAGAUCAAAAAAAGAUAAUUGCUUGACCUGAGAGUCUCCUGUCUUAUCCCAAAAUCUGUUCUGAUCUGAUGCAGGAGUUAGGGUUCAACCCGAUCACAGUGUGUUACAGGUUCUCUCAAUCAUCUCUAAGGUUCUAUAAAUGUUCUAUACUGUCUUAUCCCCCAGCUCCGUUCUGUAAUGAUCUGAUGAAGGAGCUAGAGUCCAAUCCCAUCACCAGGAUCAUGUGGAGCUCUGUCAAGCCCAUGCUGAUGGGGAAGAUCCUCUACGCACCCGACUCCCCAGCCGUCAGAAAGAUAAUCAGAAAUGUAAGGGAGCUACAUACAGCAAAUGUAUGUGGUAGACUAGGGAUGAAUCACACCAGGUUAUAGCAGAGUCUGCUGGAUUUAGUCCAUUAAUCAUUUUAGACUUGGGAAACCAGGUGAGUUGACUAUUGCUAAUAAUAAAAAGUGGAGUACUGACAAUCAGCAGACAGAAGUGUUAGAAACAUGAACAUCCAUUGCAGAUUGUUCAAUAGAUGGUGACAUACUUGUUAAACAGUGGUCUUCGUUCUGAACACAGGCAGUAUUUAGGAAUUUGUGAAUCAGUGCUUGGCGCUCUGUAGAGCGUAGAUGUACAGACAUGUCUGUAAGAAUCCUGAAGAACCUAACAGUCACGGCUGGGUGUGUCACAAUAGGAACACACAUCUGUAUCGUCUACUACACAUAGUAACUGGGACACACUCUGUUGCAUUGUAUUCUCCUCCUCUUGUUAUGGAAGCAGAGCCUGACACUGUGAGGGUCACACACAUGCAUGCACGCACACACUCACACGCUUGCACUCACAAAGACACACACACACCAGCUUCAACUCCCCCGACCUUUAGUGCCCUCUUUUUCUUCCAUUUCCCUCAGAUCUGGAUGUUAAUUGCAUGGAAGGGAAGGGAACUAGGGGUUAAGCCAUCACUCUGCUGCACAUACCAAAACAUGGCCUACACUCUCCCUCUUUUCUCCAUCCCUCCCUCUUCCAGACCUGAUGACCCCCUCCUUGAACUGACCCCUUUUGAGUGCCUUUUGAGGAGUGUAGCUUGGUGGGGGGGGGAAUAAAACGUUUUAUUUCACCUCAUUUGAACAUUCUGUCAUAAAGAGCACAUGCUAAACUUAAUAAAAAAAAUGUUUUCGAAAAGUGCCAAAAAAAGUACAGGGUUGACCGUAACAGGUUUGACGACUUCAUCUUAAACCAGCCAUAAAGCCACUUGUGACAGGGGGAAUGGAAGUUUGUUGUGUGUAAUAGGGAGGGGCAAUUGAAUGCAAGCUUCACCCAAAAAAAAAAAUUGUUAAAACAUUUCUAACCUGACUUUCUAUGGGUAACAUGAUUUAUGUGUUUUGCUCGACCUGCUCAGUUUUCCAACACUUCCAACAGAAAAUGGCCAAAAAGAGUAGAACCAGCUCACCUGCUUUUACACUGUGAUUUUUCUAUCAGAUGUUCAAUGUCUCUUUUGAAAAAAUAUUUUAAAAGGAAUAGGUUGACCUUAAAAUGAGGGACAGGAUUUUUUUUACCUUAAAAUGAAUCACUAGUAAUAUGAAAUAAAUAAUAAUCUUUGGAAAUUACUUUGUCAAAGCAACAUAAUAGCAAGGGCUUUACAGUGAUGGUGAAAACUCACAUGGUCGGUCGCGCGUCACUUCUUUUGUAAACAUAGUGAAGCUAUGAGCUAGCAUAACAGCAUACAGUGCAUUCGGAAAGUAUUCAGACCCCUUGACUUUUUCCACAUUUUGUUACGUUACAGCCUUAUUCUAAAAUUGAUUAAAUAUAUUUUUUCCUCAUCAAUCUACACACAAUACCCCAUAAUGACAAAGCGAAAACACGUUUUAAUUUUUUUUUGCAAAUGUAUUACAAAUAACAAUCUGGAAUACCGUAUUUACAUAAGUAAAUAUGCUAUGAGGCUCGAAAUUGAGCUCAGGUGCAUCCUUUUUCUAUUGAUCACCCUUGAGAUGUUUCUACAACUUGAUUGGAGUCCACCUGUGGUAAAUUCAAUUAAUUGGACAUGAUUUGGAAAGGCACACACCUGUCUAUACAGUGGGGAAAAAAAGUAUUUAGUCAGCCACCAAUUGUGCAAGUUUUCCCACUUAAAAAGAUGAGAGAGGCCUGUAAUUUUCAUCAUAGGUACACGUCAACUAUGACAGACAAAUUGAGAAAAAAAAAUCCAGAAAAUCACAUUGUAGGAUUUUUAAUGAAUUUAUUUGCAAAUUAUGGUGGAAAAUAAGUAUUUGGUCACCUACAAACAAGCAAGAUUUCUGGCUCUCACAGACCUGUAACUUCUUCUUUAAGAGGCUCCUCUGUCCUCCACUCGUUACCGGUAUUAAUGGCACCUGUUUGAGCUUGUUAUCAGUAUAAAAGACACCUGUCCACAACCUCAAACAGUCACACUCCAAACUCCACUAUGGCCAAGACCAAAGAGCUGUCAAAGGGCACCAGAAACAAAAUUGUAGACCUGCACCAGGCUGGGAAGACUGAAUCUGCAAUAGGUAAGCAGCUUGGUUUGAAGAAAUCAACUGUGGGAGCAAUUAUUAGGAAAUGGAAGACAUACAAGACCACUGAUAAUCUCCCUCGAUCUGGGGCUCCACGCAAGAUCUCACCCCGUGGGGUCAAAAUGAUCACAAGAACGGUGAGAAAAUAUCCCAGAACCACACGGGGGGACGUAGUGAAUGACCUGCAGAGAGCUGGGACCAAAGUAACAAAGCCUACAAUCAGUAACACACUACGCCGCUAGGGACUCAAAUCCUGCAGUGCAAGACAUUUCCCCCUGCUUAAGCCAGUACAUGUCCAGGCCCGUCUGAAGUUUGCUAGAGUGCAUUUGGAUGAUCCAGAAGAUCAUUGGGAGAAUGUCAUAUGGUCAGAUGAAACCAAAAUAUAACUUUUUGGUAAAAACUCAACUCAUCGUGUUUGGAGGACAAAGAAUGCUGAGUUGCAUCCAAAGAACACCAUACCUACUGUGAAGCAUGGGGGUGGAAACAUCAUGCUUUGGGGCUGUUUUUCUGCAAAGGGACCAGGACGACUGAUCCGUGUAAAGGAAAGAAUGAAUGGGGCCAUGUAUCGUGAGAUUUUGAGUGAAAAUCUCCUUCCAUCAGCAAGGGCAUUGAAGAUGAAACGUGGCUGGGUCUUUCAGCAUGACAAUGAUCCCAAACACACCGCCCGGGCAACGAAGGAGUGGCUUCGUAAGAAGCAUUUCAAGGUCCUGGAGUGGCCUAGCUAGUCUCCAGAUCUCAACCCCAUAGAAAAUCUUUGGAGGGAGUUGAAAGUCCGUGUUGCCCAGCGACAGCCCCAAAACAUCACUACUCUAGAGGAGAUCUGCAUGGAGGAAUGGGCCAAAAUACCAGCAACAGUGUGUGAAAACCUUGUGAAGACUUACAGAAAACGUUUGACCUGUGUCAUUGCCAACAAAGGGUAUGUAACAAAGUAUUGAGAAACUUUUGUUAUUGACCAAAUACUUAUUUUCCACCAUAAUUUGCAAAUAAAUUCAUAAAAAAUCCUACAAUGUGAUUUUCUGGAUUUUUUUUCCUCAUUUUGUCUGUCAUAGUUGAUGUGUAUCUAUGAUGAAAAUUACAGGCCUCUCUCAUCUUUUUAAGUGGGAGAACAUGCACAAUUGGUGGCUGACUAAAUACUUUUUUUCCCCACUGUAUAAGGUCCCACAGUUGACAGUGCAUGUCACAGAAAAAACCAAGCCAUGAGGUCGAAGGAAUUGUCCAUAGAGCUCUGAGACAGGAUUGUGUCGAGGCACAGAUCUGGGGAAGGGUACCAAAAUAUAUCUGCAGCAUUGAAGGUCCCCAAGAACACAGUGGCCUCCAUCAUUCUUAAAUGGAAGAAGUUUGGAACCACCAAGAAUCUUCCUAGAGCUGGCCGCCCAGCCAAACUGAGCAAUCGGGGGAGAAGGGCCUUGGUCAGGGAGGUGACCAAGAACCUGAUGGUCACUCUGACAGAGCUCCAGAGUUCCUCUGUGGAGAUGGGAGAACCUUCCAGAAGCACAACCAUCUUUACAGCACUCCACCAGUCAGGCCUUUAUGGUAGUGUGGCCAGACGGAAGCCACUCAUCAGUAAAAGGCACAUGACAGCAAGCUUGGAGUUUGCCAAAAGGCACCUAAAGACUCUCAGACCAUGAGAAACAAGAUUCUCUGGUCUGAUGAAACCAAGAUUGAACUUGUUGGCCUGAAUGCCAAGCGUGACGUCUGGAGGAAACCUGGCACCAUCCCUACGGUGAAGCAUGGUGGUGGCAGCAUCAUGCUGUGGAGAUGUUUUUCAGCGGCAGGGACUGGUAGACUAGUCAGGAUCGAGGGAAAGAUGAACGGAGCAAAGACAGAUAGAUCCUUGAUGAAAACCUGCUCAGGACCUCAGACUGGGGCAAAGGUUCACCUUCCAACAGGACAAUGACCCUAAGCACACAGCCAAGACAACUCAGGAGUGGCUUCGGGACAAGUCUCUGAAUGUCCUUGAGUGGCCCAGCCAGAGCCCGGACAUGAACCCGAUCGAACAUCUCUGGAGAGACCUGAAAAUAGUUGUGCAGCGACGCUCCCCAUCCAACCUGACAGAGCUUGAGAAGAUCUGCAGAGAAGAAUGGGAGAAACUCCCCAAAUAAAGGUGUGCCAAGGUUGUAGCGUCUCGAGGCUGUAAUUGCUGCCAAAGGUGCUUCAACAAAGUACUGAGGAAAGGGUCUGAAUACUUUAUUUUUAAUACAUUUGCCAAAAAAACAAAAAAAUAACUGUUUUUGCUUUGUCAUUUUGGGGUAUCAUGUAUAGAUUGAUGAGAGAAAAAAACAAUGUAAUCAAUUUUAGAAUAAGGCUGUAAUGUAACAAAAUGUGGAAUAAGUCAAGGGGUCUGAAUACUUUCCAAAUGCACUGUACCUCUGUCUUAGACUGUGUCUUAUCUUAGCCCUGUGAUUAGUGAUCACAUCCCUCUCUCUCUCUCUUUCUCUCGCUCUCUGCUCUUUCUCUCUCUUUCUGUCUCUCUCUCUCACACGCGCUCUCUCACACUCACACUCUCUCUUUCUCUCUCUCAUGCUCUCUCUCUUUCUCUUUCUCUCUUCGUGUCACUCUGAACUCUGAAACACCCUGGAGGGGCUGAGAAGUCACCCAGAGGUGAGAGGAGAGGAGGGGAGACAGACAAACAGAUUUGCUUUGCUCCAAGGUAAAGCGCCUAUGGUCUUGGUAAUGAGUGCAAGACAUCCCACUCCUCCCCAGGUCCCCAGGCAUUGAGCCACAUCCCCUCAGUUGUCCUCCCAGCCUGGGGCAGGAGCCACCCUGUCUUUGUCCCAAACGGCACCCUAACCCUACCAAGUGCACUACUAGUAGGGCACUAGGGAAUAGGGUGCCAUUUGGGUUGCAUUGUCUGUUUAUCUUUGUUUGCUUUGUGACUGUAGAGCAGUCUUCUGCCUGUGGGAUCCUGUGGGAAAAGGGUGAAUCGGUAGGCAAGCUGAAUGCGUUCGGCCAAUUGUCACCAACAACAUUGUCUCCUUAGCGUCAUUGUCCCUUUGUCACCAGAGAUCUGAGACACAAGAGGAAGGUGUUUAAUUGGGUGUUGCUUUUCCACGCUUUUAUCACACGUAUUAAUGUAAAUGCUACAGUCAGCCUCACUUGGUAUGUGUAUACCACAGAACACUGUAGGACAGGCUACACACACUGUAUGCUAAAUGAUAAGCUAUAUCUUUGAUUAUUUUCACAGGCACUGUAAUGUGUGAAUGGUAUGCAACUAGAAAUUAGAAACGGUGUGUGUGAAUUAUUGUGCAUGUGUAGUGUGUGUGAGUGUGUCUAUGAGUGUUUGUGUGGGUGUUCAUACGUGCAUAUGUGCAUACUGUCUGAGCGUACGUGAGUAUGUGUGUGUGCUGAUAUGUGUGUGUGUGUGUGUGUGUGUGUCCUCUAGGCCAACACCACAUUUGAGGAGCUGGAGAGGCUGAGGACCAUGGGUCGGGCCUGGGAGGAGGUGGGUCCUCAGGUUUGGGCCUUCUUCCAGGACAGCAUUCAGAUGAACAUGAUCAGGGUAAGGAAGGCUACAGUCCCAUACACUCUACAAACACCAACAUGGUCAAUUCAAACUAACUGAGGCUUAUCAUUGUUAUCUCAAAAUAAUGCAUUGAACGAUUGACCCAGUUCUGGUGUGAAAUGACAUAACAUUAACAUCCCUCUACUACUACUGUGGUUUUGUCAUAGUUCGACCUCUAUAAGAUGUUAAAAUGAUGUCAGCUGUGACGAAUUUCUCGCAUGGAAUAGCCUUAAUUUCUCAGAACAAGAAUAGACUGACGAGUUUCAGAAGAAAGUUAUUUGUUUCUGGCCAUUUUGAGCCUGUAAUCGAACCCACAAUUGCUGAUGCUCCAGAUACUCAACUAGUCUCAAGAAGGACAGUUUUAUUGCUUAUUUAAUCAGCACAACAGUUUUCAGCUGUGCUAACAUAAUUGCAAAAGGGUUUUCUAAUGAUCAAUUAGCCUUUUAAAAUGCCAAACUUGGAUUAGCAAACACAACAUGCCAUUGGAACACAGGACUGAAAAAGUAUGAAAAAUGUAUGCACUCACUAACUGUAAGUCGCUCUGGAUAAGAGCGUCUACUAAAUGACUAAAAUGUAAAUGUAAAUGACUGAUGGUUGCUGAUAAUGGGCCUCUGUACGACUAUGUAGGAAUUCCAUAAAAAAUCUGCCGUUUCCAGCUACAAUAGCCAUUUACAACAUGAACAAUGUCUACACUGUAUUUCUGAUCAAAUUGAUUUUGUAUUUCUGAUCAAAUUUAAUUUUCUUUCAAAAACAAGGACAUUUCUAGGUGACCCCAAACUUUUGAACGGUGGUUUAUAUAUAUAUAUAUAUAUAUAUAUAUAUAUAUAUAUAUAUAUAUACACUACCGGUCAAAAGUUUGGACACACCUACUCAUUCAAGGGUUUGUCUUUAUUUUUACUAUUUUCUACAUUGUAGAAUAAUAGUGAAGACAUCAAAACUAUGAAAUAGCACAUAUGGAAUCAUGUAGUAACCAAAGAAGUGUUAAACAAAUGAAAAAAUAUAUUUGGACUCAUCAGACCAAAGGACAGAUUUCCACCGGUCUAAUGUCCAUUGCUCGUGUUUCUUGGCCCAAGCAAGUCUCUUCUUGGUGACCUCUAGUAGUGGUUUCUUUGCAGCAAUUCGACCAUGAAGGUCUGAUUCACGCAGUCUCCUCUGAACAGCUGAUUGUCUCAAACGCAUUAAGAAGGAAAGAAAUUCCACACAUUAACUUUUAACAAGGCACACCUGUUAAUUUAAAUGCAUUCCAGGUGACUACCUCAUGAAGUUGGUUGAGAGAAUGCCAAGAGUGUGCAAAGCUGUCAUCAAGGCAAAGGGUGGCUACUUUGAAGAAUCUCAAAUAUAAAAUAUAUUUUGAUUUGUAUAACACUUUUUUGAUUACUACAUGAUUCCAUAUGUGUUAUUUCAUAGUUUUGAUGUCUUCACUAUUCUACAAUGUCGUCUCUCUCUCUCUCUCUCUCUCUCUCUCUCUCUCUCUCUCAAUUCAAUUUAAGGGCUUUAUUGGCAUGGGAAACAUGUUUACAUUGCUAAAGCAAUUGAAAUAGAUAAUAAACAAAAGUGAAAUAAACAAUAAAAAAUGAACAGUAGACAUUACACUCACAAAAGUUCCAAAAGAAUAAAGACAUUUCAAGUGUUGUCAUGUUGUGCAAAUAGUUAAAGUACAAAAGGGAAAAAAAUAAACAUACAUAUGGGUUAUAUUUACAAUGGUGUUUGUUCUUCACUGGUUGCCCUUUUCAUGUGGCAACAGGUCACAUAUAUUGCUGCUGUGAUUGCACACAUUGGUAUUUCACCUAAUAGAUAUGGGAGUUUAUCAAAAUUGGAUUUGUUUUGGAAUUCUUUGUGGGUGUGUGUAAUCUGAGGGAAAUAUGUGUCUCUAAUACGGUCAUACAUUUGGCAGGAAGUUAGGAAGUGCAGCUCAGUUUCCACCUCAUUUUGUGGGCAGUGUGCUGCCUAUACGGCCUCUCUCAGUAGCAAUUUUGGGUCUGUCACAGUGGUCAGGUAGUCUGUUACGGUGUAUUCUCUGUUUAGGGCCAGAUAGCAUUCCAGUUUGCUCAGUUUUCUUUCUGGUUGUAGAAUUGAACAGCUCUUUUCUGGAUUUUUAUGUGAUAUUUCCGUUUUGUUGAUAAAUUAGCAAAAAUGUUUAAAAACCUGUUUUUGCUUUGUCAUCAUGGGGUAUUGUGUGCAGAUUGAUGAGAAAAAACAAACAAUUUAAUCAAUUUUAGAAUAAGGCUGUAUCCUAACAAAAUGUGGAAAAGUCAAGGGGUCUGAAUACCUUCCAAAGAGGGUGGGGCUUCCUGUCUCACCCCACGGCUCUGAGGAAAGAAAUCUGUUUAUUGCCAAUUUUAACUACAGACCUUUUUGUGUACAUUGAUUUUAUAUUAUUGUAUGUUUCCCCACUCCAACACUGCUUUACAGUGGGGAAAAAAAGUAUUUAGUCAACCACCAAUUGUGCAAGUUCUCCCACUUAAAAAGAUGAGAGAGGCCUGUAAUUUUCAUCAUAGGUACACGUCAACUAUGACAGACAAAUUGAGAAUUUUUUUCUCCAGAAAAUCACAUUGUAGGAUUUUUAAUGAAUUUAUUUGCAAAUUAUGGUGGAAAAUAAGUAUUUUGUCACCUACAAACAAGCAAUAUUUCUGGCUCUCACAGACCUGUAACUUCUUCUUUAAGAGGCUCCUCUGUCCUCCACUCGUUACCUGUAUUAAUGGCACCUGUUUGAACUUGUUAUCAGUAUAAAAGACACCUGUCCACAACCUCAAACAGUCACACUCCAAACUCCACUAUGGCCAAGACCAAAGAGCUGUCAAAGGACACCAGAAACAAAAUUGUAGACCUGCACCAGGCUGGGAAGACUGAAUCUGCAAUAGGUAAGCAGCUUGGUUUGAAGAAAUCAACUGUGGGAGCAAUUAUUAGGAAAUGGAAGACAUACAAGACCACUGAUAAUCUCCCUCGAUCUGGGGCUCCACACAAGAUCUCACCCUGUGGGGUCAAAAUGAUCACAAGAACGGUGAGCAAAAAUCCCAGAACCACACGGGGGGACCUAGUGAAUGACCUGCAGAGAGCUGGGACCAAAGUAACAAAGCCUACCAUCAGUAACACACUACGCCGCCAGGGACUCAAAUCCUGCAGUGCCAGACGUGUCCCCCUGCUUAAGCCAGUACAUGUCCAGGCCCGUCUGAAGUUUGCUAGAGUGCAUUUGGAUGAUCCAGAAGAGGAUUGGGAGAAUGUCAUAUGGUCAGAUGAAACCAAAAUAUAACUUUUUGGUAAAAACUCAACUCGUCAUGUUUGGAGGACAAAGAAUGCUGAGUUGCAUCCAAAGAACACCAUACCUACUGUGAAGCAUGGGGGUGGAAACAUCAUGCUUUGGGGCUGUUUUUCUGCAAAGGGACCAGGACAACUGAUCCGUGUAAAGGAAAGAAUGAAUGGGGCCAUGUAUCGUGAGAUUUUGAGUGAAAACCUCCUUCCAUCAGCAAGGGCAUUGAAGAUGAAACGUGGCUGGGUCUUUCAGCAUGACUAUGAUCCCAAACACACCGCCCGGGCAACGAAGGAGUGGCUUCGUAAGAAGCAUUUCAAGGUCCUGGAGUGGCCUAGCCAGUCUCCAGAUCUUAACCCCAUAGAAAAUCUUUGGAGGGAGUUGAAAGUCCAUGUUGCCCAGCGACAGCCCCAAAACAUCACUGCUCUAGAGGAGAUCUGCAUGGAGGAAUGGGCCAAAAUACCAGCAACAGUGUGUGAAAACCUUGUGAAGACUUACAGAAAACGUUUGACCUAUGUCAUUGCCAACAAAGGGUAUAUAAUAAAGUAUUGAGAAACUUUUGUUAUUGACCAAAUACUUAUUUUCCACCAUAGUUUGCAAAUAAAUGCAUUAAAAAUCCUACAAUGUGAUUUUCUGGAAUUUUUUUUCUCAUUUUGUCUGUCAUAGUUGACUUGUACCUAUGAUGAAAAUUACAGGCCUCUCUCAUCUUUUUAAGUGGGAGAACUUGCACAAUUGGUGGCUGACUAAAUACUUUUUCCCCCACUGUAUAUUUUAGCAAUUACAUUUACUAUUGACACUUACAGUGCGAACGUAUUCAACCCCCUUGGCAUUUUUCCUAUUUUGUUGCCUUACAUCCUGGAAUUAAAAUGGAUUUUUGGGGGGUUGUAUCAUUUGAUUUACACAACAUGCCUACCACUUUGAAGAUGCAAAGUCCCAGUCUCAAGAAUUGCCCUGUAUUUAGCGCCAUCCAUGAUUCCUUCAAUUCUGACCAGUUUCCCAGUUCCUGUUGAUGAAAAACAUCCCCACAGCAUGAUGCUGUUCUCAGGGUGAUGAAAGGUGUUGGGUUUGCGCUAAACAUAGUGUUUUCCUUCUUGGCCAAAAAUCUCAAUUUUAGUCUCAUCUGACCAGAGUACCUUCUUCCGUAUGUUUGGGGAGUCUUCCACAUGGCUUUUGGCGAACACCAAACGUGUUUGCUUAUUUUUUUCUUUAAGCAAUGGCUUUUUUUCUGGCCACUCUUCCGUAAAGCCCAGCUCUGUGGAGUGUACGGCUUAAAGUUGUCCUUUGGACAGAUACUCCAAUCUCCACUGUGGAGCUUUGCAGCUCCUUCAGGGUUAUCUUUGGUCUCUUUGUUGUCUCUCUGAUUAAUGCCCUCCUUGCCUGGUCUGUGAGUUUUGGUGGGCGGCCCUUUCUUGGCAGGUUUGUUGUGGUGCCAUAUUCUUUCAAUGUUUUUAUAAUGGAUUUAAUGGUUCUCCAUGGGAUGUUCAAAGUUUCUGAUAUUUUUUCAUAACCCAACCCUGAUCUGUACUUCUCCACAACUUUGUCCCUGACCUGUUUGGAGAGCUCCUUGGUCUUCAUGGUGCCGCUUGCUUGGUGGUGCCCCUUGCUUAGUGGUGUUGCAGACUCUGGGGCCUUUCAGAACAGGUGUAUAUAUACUGAGAUCAUGUGACAGAUAAUGUGACACUUAGAUUGCACACUGGUGGACUUUAUUUAACUAAUUAUGUGCCAAGCAAUGAGCUGUAGGUGUACCUACCGUAGGAGUCCCCUCGAAGCCUACCAUUUGACUAUGUACAGACCCAGCGUGCGACAGAGCUGCAAGAGUUGUGACCCAUUUUUGUUGGUUGUUUUGUGGUAGUUGUAUCUAGGGAGACACACCUCCAGUUGAAGUUCCUUCAGAAAGUAUUCACACCCCUUGACUUUUUCCACAUUUUGAUGUGUUACUGGCUGAAUUUAAUAUUGAUUAAAGUGAGAUUUUGUGUCACAGGUCUACACACAAUAACCCAUAAUGUCAAAGUGGAAUUAUGUGUAAGGUCCCUCAGUCCAACAGUGAAUUUCAGAUUCAGCCACAAAGACCAGGGAGGUUUUCCAUUGCCUCGCAAAGAAGUACACCUAUUGGUACAGUAGAUGGGUAAAAAAAAUAAGCAGACAAUGAAUAUCCCUUUGAGCAUGGUGAAGUUAUUAAUUACACUUUGGAUGGUGUAUCAAUACACACAGUCAAUACAAAGAUACAGGCGCCCUUCUUAACUCAGAUGCCGGAGAGGAAGGAAACUUCUCAGAGAUUUCACCAUGAGGUCAAUGGUGACUUUAAAACAGUUACAGAGUUUUAAAACAGUUACAGAGUUUAAUGGCUGUGAUAGGAGAAAACUGAGGAUGGAUUGUUGUUACUCCACAAUACUAGCCUAAAUGACAAAGUGAAAAGAAUAUAAAUAUUCCAAAACAUGCAUCCUGUUUGUGGCAAAGAAAAUGUGGCAAAGAAAUUAACUUUAUGUCCUGAAUACAAAGCGUUAUGUUUGGGGCAAAUCCAACACAUCAAAUCACUGAGUACCACUCUUCAUAUUUUCAAGCAUGGUGGUUGCUGCAUCAUGUUAUGGGUAUGCUUGUCAUCGGCAAGGACUAGGGAGUUUUUUUUAAUGAUACAAAUAAACAGAAUAGAGCUAAGCACAGGCAAAAUCCUGGAGGAAAACCUGGUUCAGUCUGCUUUCCACCAGACACUCUGUCACGUUCGUUGUAUAAAGGAUUGGACCAAGGUGCAGCAUGGUAUGCGUACAUGUUUAAUUUAUUAAAUAAACACUUGACAAAAUAACAAAAGCAACUGAACGUGACGUUCUAAACGCUAACAGCAACAAGCAGAAACAGAAUCAGAAACAAGAUCCCACCCCAUAGGUAGGCAAAAUGGCUGCCUAAGUAUGAGCCCCAAUCAGAGACAACGAUCGACAGCUGCCUCUGAUUGGGAACCACACCCGGCCAACAUAGAAAUAUAUAACCUAGAACAACUAGCAUUCACACCCUGACCAAACUAACUAGAGACAUAACAGGGCUCUCAAGGUCAGGGCGUGACACACUGGGAGAUUAAUUCACCUUUCAGCAGAACAAUAACCUAAAACACAAGGCCAAAAAUUCACUGGAGUUGCUAACCAAGACGACCAUGAAUGUUGCUGAGUGGCCUAGGUACAGUUUUGACUUAAAUCGGCUUGAAAAUCUAUGGAAAGACUUGAAAAUGGCUGUUUAGCAAUGAUCAACAACCAACUUGACAGAGCUUGAAGAAUAACAAAAUAAAUAAUGUGCAAAUAUUUUACAAUCCAGGUGUGCAAAGCUCUUAGAGACUUACCCAGAAAGACUCACAGCUGUAAUUGCUGUCAAAGGUUAUUCUAACAUGUAUUGACUCAGGGGUGUGAAUAUUAUGUGAAUUAGAUAUUUCUGUUUCAAAAAACAAGUUUUCACUUUGUCAUUAAGGGGUAUUGUGUGUAGAUGGGGGAGAUGUAUUUUAUUUUAUUCAGGCUGUAACAUGGUGUCCCCUCCCCAGGACACCAUAAGGAAUCCCACGGUGAGGGACUACAUUGACAGGAGUCUACAGGACACAGAGUUUUCCUCUAAACACAUCCUCAACUUCCUGUACAACGGGCCAAUAGAAGACAGGGACUACGACAUUGCCAACUUUGAUUGGAGGAAUGUCUUCAACCUCACAGACCAAGUCAUCCGUAUGAUGAACCAGUAUGGAGAGGUGAGCUGGUCAGGACUGGGACAGGACUGGACUGGGCUGGGCUGGGAUGCAGUCUACAAUACAUUUCAUUAACAAUGGUGGGGAUUGACGACCACAAGACUAUCAUUUCGGAAACAUAACCCUUGGUCUUUUGAUUCAUGGGUUUGAUACUUUUCUUAUAGGUUUUCACCAGAAUCUGCAUUGUGUUUCUCAAUGCAAAAUGCGAAACAUCCAAAUUCACAGGUUUUCUCCCCAAGAAAAUAUUGAGCACAGUUCUCAGACCUGUUGCUUGUUGCUUGCUAUAAACAUGAAUCAGUUCCAGACAACAACACCCACUCAAUACACACUCUAUGUGAUAUAAGCAUACGAUCGCUGUAUGGCCUUUCAAUGGCCUUCUAAUUUGCCCCUUACUAAAGACAUGUAAAUGUGCUCAGUAGGGGGAGAGGGAGAACAACAAGCAAAGCUGUCAGUCUCUUUUGUACCCCACUAAUCUAGUAGAGGGUAGCAAACCCACCCAGGCCUUUCUCCCUUCACUGUCUCUCCGAGGACCCUCCAUCUGAGUAGGCCAAACCGUGUAACUCACCCCUCGGCCCCUCAAAGCACUUUGGGAACAGUUCAACUCGCCCCUCGCCCCCUCGAUACUAAUCAGGGUAAGCAGGUAAGGCCUCUUGCCCCAAGGGUGGCAGAAUGGGGUAAAAGGGCACCCUGGUCCUCUCUGUGUGGAUCGCAUGGCCCCUCUGUCUUUAUCUUCCAUGAGGCUUACAGCACUUCAGUGUGACAGAGUAGACCGGCCCGAUUUAGCCCAAUUCGCUACAGCUGUCAGUCUGACCACCCUCUUUCAGCUCCGCCACAAUGAACGCAGUCUACGGAAUCCCAUGGGCUUGUGUACAGCACUGCAAUGGCAUAGUCUGAUUGAAGAGUGUAGCAACAGUUUUGUCAUUGGAGGCUAUUAGGGAGGGGUGAUGCUUUGCAAACUAAUGAGUGUGUGUGUAUGGUUUGUUAUGCAGUCUUAAUGAGUGUGUGUGUGCGCGUGUGUGUGUCUGCAUGUUUGUGUGUGUGCGUGUUUGUGCAUUCCUCUGCAUGUGUGUGUCUCAGUGGUUGUGUUUGUCUCAGUUCUUCCCCCUGGGCCCAUGCAGGGCCUCCAUGUUAGUAAUAGGCAGUGUGGUGUUGAAUGGCUCAAUCAGAUGAGGAGCAGCUGCAAUAGGAGGCCUGGUGGUGAGGUGUCAGAGUAGAUGAGAGUGGAUCUGAACUCUGCCUCUAAGGCUUUAUGGGGUCCGGGCCCCCUAGCCAACACUGGCCCUUAGUGGCCCCUAACCCCCCCCCCCCCCCCCCCCCCCCCCCUAGCCCCCUGGAUGGGAACCCAUGUCCAAGUCCACAGUCCACACACACUGGUGGCCCCAAUUAGGACAUGAUGGGGGUGAUGUGUGUGUGUGUGUGAGUGUGUUUGUGUGUGUGUACUAUUCUUCCUCAUAAAGAAACCAAAUUGCCCUGCAAAUGACAUUGUUCCCCCUUCCAAAUUCAAGUUUAUAUUAAUACCUACAUGGCAGUCAAAGAAACUGAAAUACAUUAUAAAUACGUUGUAAAUAUAUCAUCCAUGAAUUCCCUUCCACAGUGUCUGAUCCUGGAUAAGUUCUCUGGGCUGAACAAUGAGGAGCAGAUGACCCACAGAGCUCUGAGUCUGAUGGGGGAGAGUAAGUUCUGGGCUGGCCUGGUCUUCAUGGACACCUACCCCUGGACCACCAAGGUUCCACCCCACGUCCGGUUUAAGAUCCGCAUGGACAUCGACGCAGUGGAGCGCACCAAUAAGAUCAAGGACAGGUCAGUGUAUAUAACCCCCUGAUGAAUGACUGGAUUUUACCUUCACUACACGGUCUGCGACUACUCAUCAGGGUUAAGUUCAAGAUCAUAAUGCUUGUAAGCAACUCUUACUUGAAAUUGAAUUAAUGGGAUUUUCAGGUAUGGUGCCCAGCGAGGCAUUUGUCUUUGUUAUGUAAAUUAGUGACAAACAUUCCAUUUAAAAACAAAUCAAUUUCCAAAUGCUUGAAUGCAGAUCUAGCCCUCAGAUAUACCCCUCUCUUCCUUAUUUCUUUCCAUCUCUCCCUCUGUCCACAGAUACUGGGACCCUGGUCCUAGGGCGGACCCCAUGGAUGAUCUGCGCUACGUGUGGGGGGGCUUUGCCUAUCUGCAGGACAUGAUAGAGCAUGGCAUCAUCAGGACCCAGACAGGCAAGGACUGGCCCAUCGGUGUCUACCUACAACAGAUGCCCUACCCAUGCUACGUGGACGACCUGUGAGUGACUCACCUUAAGAUGCAAAUACCAACCCAAGGCCUGCCUGUCACUGUUAAAUGUUAUUAUUACAUUUAGAGAUGGCACUUUUUGAUUUUCAUUUCUCAUCGAAAAAAUGUCUAUCCUCUCGCUAUCUUCCCCCCUUUCCUCUUUUUGUCUUCUCUCUCUCUUUUCCACCUUUCGUCUUUCCCUUUCUUUUCUCAUUCCACCUCUCCUCCUCUAGCUUCAUGCUGACAUUGAACCGUUGCUUCCCCAUCUUUAUGGUGCUGGCGUGGGUCUACUCAGUGUCUAUGACCGUGAAGAGCAUCGUCUUGGAGAAGGAGCUCAGGCUCAAGGAGACCUUGAAGACCAUGGGGGUCACCAACGGGGUUCUGUGGGUCACAUGGUUCAUAGACAGCUUCCUCAUGAUGGCUGCCAGCACUGCCCUGCUCACUGGGAUCAUUAUGGUCAGUCCUAAUUGGCUUCAAGUUGGAAAUGACCAAAAUGCUUAGUUGGUCAAUGAUUAACAUUCAUGUAUGUCAUAUAUCAGAGCCUCUCAGAAGGCUGCUGUUUUGAAUGUACUGUUCUGAACUCUAGUGGAAGAUUUGUGAAAUAAACUACAAUUUGUAACUUUUGUCCCCACAAUUUUAUAACAAUCACUUAUACAGUAUGUGACUUAAAUUUGUAUGUUAUUCUUUGUGCAUGAAGCAAAUAGGGACUGUAACUCUAAACACUAACAAAACCAAUUCAAUUCUUUAAUCUGUCUUCCAGGGUGGUAAGGUGUUGAACUACAGCAACCCCCUGAUCCUGUUCCUGUUUCUUCUAACCUUCACCACGGCCACCAUCAUGCAGUGUUUCCUACUCAGUGUCUUCUUUAACAAGGCUAACCUGGCUGCAGCCUGCAGCGGUAUCAUCUACUUCACCCUCUACCUGCCCCACAUCCUCUGCUUCGCAUGGCAGGACCGCAUCACCAAGGAUGACAAGAUCAUGGCAGUGUGUAACCUCAAAAUACGUCCCCCUGGGACACAUGUACCUAUCUUCAUUCUUUACUCUUCUAGCUAUGUUUCAAUAUCCACACUAACAUAUCACUUAGCAUGAAGAAAUGCAUUGGCAUUCAUUCUAAGUGAUACUGUAUGUUAGCAUGGACAUUGGUACACACUGUAGCUUCUGACUCCUGACUCCAGACAUGUUUUUGCUGUCUUACACCUUUGAAAAUGCUAUAUUUCAUACAGUCAGUUUAGAUAACCAUCUCAACAGUGAACAUCAGUUGAUGUUCCUUCCUUGGCCUGUUUCUGUCUAUCUGUCUGUCUCUCCAUGUCUGUCCUCUCAGAGCCUGAUGUCCCAAGUGGCGUUUGGCUUUGGGACAGAGUACUUGUCCCGUUAUGAGGAGCAGGGUCUGGGUCUGCAGUGGGACAACAUCCAGACCAGCCCUCUGGAGGGGGAUGAGUACUCCUUCCUCACCUCCAUCUCCAUGAUGGCCCUGGAUACUGUACUCUACGCCGUCCUUGCCUGGUACCUCGACAACGUCUUCCCAGGUAGCCGCCAUGCUAUUAGCCUAGGUACCAGUUUGUGCCAUCAUGCCACUCCUUGUCAUGCAAUGUUUGGAGUUGACAUGAUAGCACAAACAGAUCUGGGACCAGGCUAUCAUGCUAUGACACAUGGCAGAAAUGCAUAUAGUAAGUAUGCCUAAAUCAGUUACAAAAACUCAUUAUGAAGGUCAUAGAAGGAGUAAUGUUGACACUCAGCACCAGUUGGUUACUUUUGUCAGAAAUGAUUGAAAGGAGUUGAUAUUCAUGACUAUUGGUCUUAUUUGAUGGUUGUAUUUGAAAUGUAACUGAGUGGAUUCUAAAAUCAGCACUGCCUCUGUGUUUAUUUCUGUUCUCCUACAGGGCAGUAUGGAAUUGGUCGGCCAUUUUAUUUCCCCAUCCUGCCCUCCUAUUGGCUCAAUUCCAGACCCCCAAAGCCAAAAGAGUUGGAGAAACCCAGGUUUGACAACCUGGUAAACCAGACUGAAGAGAACCAGAAGACCAAUCAUGUACCAGGUGACGACCAGAACACUAAGGCACCAGAUGAGGAGCUUCCAUCCUGCAAACACCAGGACAAACGAGAGAGGCUGGGGAAGGGGAAAACAGAAGAGGAGGAGGAGGAGGAGAAGAACCAGGAGGAAAAACAAAAUGGAGAAAAAGAGGGUAAGAACACAACUUUUAUCGGGCAUCCAAACACAUUCAAAUAAAUCCACUUGUCUUCUAAAGAAAAUAACUAAGUGGAGUUUUAAAAAAAAUAUGUAAGUAUCAGGGCCAUGGACUCUUUGUCUCAGUCCAGCAGCUCUGAUGAAUCGCUGAUGAGGUUUGAAACAAUAGAGCUCUCUCUCUCCCUCUCUCUCUCUGUGGCCUGCUUGCCCGGCCCAUAAUGCUUAGCGGCAGGCAGUGUGUGGGAACCCGCAGUCCUUGAGUGUGUUUGCUCUCCCGGUCGGGACUCAAUACAGACAGACACAGUGGUACAUUUCCCUCAGUCAGAGUUCAGUCAGAGUUAGUUAAUAUGUGAUUCAGCUCCCGUUUGGUUCGCUCCCUUUCACACAGUCAAAGUGGCAGAAUUCCUUUCCCCUGAUUUCACCUUCACUGUUUGCCAUUGUUUUUCUUAAGACAUCUCAUUCAAUGUUGUAUCAGCAACGAUGUGUCAGAUUGGGGCUAUAAACAGUGACUAGAUAAAAUAAUGUCUUUCAGUUCAUGAUGGAAUGUGGUGCAAGGUCAUGUGAUGUUGUUAUUUUUGUGAGGCAAAAAUAACAUAAACAGUUAUGUUACAGUUAUUAUUCACUAUCAGCACUGACAAACAACAUCUAUUUCAUAACCCUGUAACACCUGUGUAACAGUACACCCAUUCCAGCCUUAUCAGUGCACAUAUAAUCAGUGUUGUUUAUGACACACUAUAAUACCCUGCCAAGGUACGCUUGUUGUUCACAUCUAUCUGCAUCUAAGGCACAUAUCCAAUCCUUCCCGUGUUUCCUGCUGUGGGUGGGAAUGAGGGAGUGGGUGAGGUGGUGGAGGUUGGUAGGAAGGUCACCUCUCUGAGACCAGGAGACUGGGUCAUACCCUGGGAUGCUGGCUUUGGUGGCGAAUCGCAUCUCUGCAUGUCUGGCAGACAUAUCAGUGUGGAUGACGGAUCACCACCUCAAGCUGAACCUCGGCAAGACGGAGCUGCUCUUCCUUCCGGGGAAGGACUGCCCGUUCCAUGAUCUCGCCAUCACGGUUGACAACUCCGUUGUGUCCUCCUCCCAAAGUGCGAAGAGCCUUGGCGUGACCCUGGACAACACCCUGUUGUUCUCCGCUAACAUCAAGGCGGUGACCCGAUCCUGUAGGUUCAUGCUCUACAAUAUUCGGAGAGUACGACCCUGCCUUACACAGGAAGCGGCACAGGUCCUAAUCCAGGCACUUGUCAUCUCCCGUCUGGAUUACUGCAACUCGCUGUUGGCUGGGCUCCCUGCCUGUGCCAUUAAACCCCUAUAACAGAAUGCCGCAGCCCGUCUGGUGUUCAACCUUCCCAAGUUCUCUCACGUCACCCCGCUCCUCCGCACACUCCACUGGCUUCCAGUUGAAGCUCGCAUCUGCUACAAGACCAUGGUGCUUGCCUACGGAGCUGUGAGGGGAACGGCACCUCCGUACCUUCAGGCUCUGAUCAGUCCCCAAGCCCAAACGAGGGCAUUGCGUUCAUCCACCUCUGGCCUGCUGGCCCCCCUACCUCUGCGGAAGCACAGUUCCCGCUCAGCCCAGUCAAAACUGUUCGCUGCUCUGGCACCCCAAUGGUGGAACAAGCUCCCUCACGACGCCAGGACAGUGGAGUCACUCACCACCUUCCGGAGACACUUGAAACCCCACCUCUUUAAGGAAUACCUGGGAUAGGAUAAAGUAAUCCUUCUACCCCCCCUUACCCCACCCCCAAAAAAACAAAAAAAAACAUUAUUGUAAAGUGGUUAUCCCACUGGCUAUAAGGUGAAUGCACCAAUUUGUAAGUCUAUCUGAUUAAGUGUAUCUGAUUGUAAUAAUUAUAUCGGAUUCGAUCUAUUAAUUAUAUCAGAUUUUGACCUCACAACCCCUAUCCUAAUGACCUCUAACAUCUGACCUCCAAACUCUCACCUCUCUCCCCAGGUCAGCCCAGUCAUGCCUACUUUGAGGGGGAGCCAGCAGGGCUGGUGGAGGGUGUGUGUGUUCAGAACCUGGUCAAGGUGUUUGGCAGGGGACAAAAGCCUGCAGUAGACGGACUGAGCAUCACAUUCUAUGAGAGCCAGAUCACUGCUUUCCUGGGGCCACAAUGGAGCUGGGAAGACCACCACCAUGUAUGUCACCCACAGACACAUUAUUUAUUCUAAUCAUUUAUCAUUUUGACCAUUUUAUUUUGACCAUAUUAAUCAGUUUAGGGCCGUGUUUCUCAACCUGUGGUACCUUCUAUCCUUUGGGAAACCUGGCCUAUGAACAGGUACUUUGGGCAGAGCAAAAUGUGAUUGGGGGUAGAGUAACCAAAAUAGAUUGAGAACCACUGGUUUGGGGGACAGCUUUGUGACAGUAGGUGUUGUGACUGUGACAUCUGGCCAUGUGACUCUAUCUGUCCUCUACAUCCUCUGUCCCUCUGUGUGGUCUCCACCAGGUCUAUCCUGACGGGGAUGUUUCCCUCCCACCUCGGGGACAGCCUCCAUCUAUGGGAAGGACAUCCGGACAGACAUGGACACCAUCAGGCACUCUCUGGGCAUGUGUCCCCAGCACAACAUCCUCUUUCACCAGUAGGUGACCCCUUACAUUGCCAUAUAGACACAAGGAGUGAUGAGAUGUGGUGAUGCAUUUGUCUAUUGUCUUUCUCUCCUCCAUGUCCAUGUCUCUCUCUCCACACUUCUUUUCCUUCUCUUUCCCUCAUCCUCUCUGUCCAUCUCUCUUAGCCUCUGUCUCUUCUCUCGCUCCCCUCUCUCUCUGCAUUGGGGUGUGGGGAGGGGAUGGUAAAGUGCAGGUACUUCCUAAACAGGUCUAAUUUAUCUCUGUCUAUGGAGAUUAAGAUGUUGUUCUGUGUGUGCAGGUUUAAUAAAUACUAUUUGGUUUGAUGUGGGAAUGUUGGACAAGAUCAUAAUGAAACAAGAAUGUAAUGCAAAUAGAAUGUAGCUGUUGGGGUGUUCCCCUUGAAGGAGCGCAUUCAGCACAGUGCAGCUGCUCACCACAGGCACUCUCUCUCUCUCUCUCUCUCUCCCACUCUAUCACUCCCCCCCCCCCACCCCCCCACCCCCCCCCCACCCCUCAGUAUGACCGUAGAAGAACACAUCCUGUUCUACAGCCUGCUGAAGGGAAGGUCUCUGUCUGAGGCUCAACUGGAGGUAGAGAACAUGCUGGAGGAUCUGGGCCUGCCCCACAAGAGAGACGAGGAGGCACAGAACCUCUCAGGUUUCAACAGAUACACACAGACACACACACACAGUGUUGGGCCUUUACAGUUACAUUUACAGUAUAUAGUUCAUCAGUAGACGUCAAAUGUUAGUUUCAUUGCUAGUGAUGAUGAAACAAACACUUCAUCUUUAACGUGUGUUUAGAGUGUCAUAAUGAAGAUAUGAGAUACCAGUGUUGUUGUCCUCAUCUUCUCCUCUUCUCCUCUCAGGCGGCAUGCAGAGGAAGUUGUCUGUUGCCAUGGCGUUUGUAGGCGGUGCCAAGGUGGUGAUUCUGGACGAGCCCACGUCGGGGGUGGACCCCUACUCCAGACGAUCUAUCUGGGACCUGCUGCUCAAGUACCGAUCAGGUACACACCAGUUCAUGUAUAUUUGAGUAUUUGUUAUUUAAAUAAGUUUUUUGUGUAUUUGAGUAUUUUCAAAUACACAGCCCAAAACAAUAACUUUUAUUUGAGUAUUUGAUUGGUUAUUUGUAAAAAACAAAUAGUCGACCAAAUUGUAUUUGAAAGUAUUUUCAAAUACUAUUUUCAAAUACCUCAGUUAAAUGCAUGGGAGUGUAUUUGAGUCUGUUUAUAAGAGUAUUUUCAAAUACUUUCCGAGUGUAUUUCCAAAUACAUUAUAAUAUUCAGCUACUUGUUUUUUCAAAUAAAGGUUAUCUGAAUACUUGUUUUGAAAUGUAUUGAAAAGUAAUUGAAAUACACUACAUGACCAAAAUAAUGUGGACACCUGCUCGUCGAACAUCUCAUUCCAAAAUCAUGUUCAUUAAUAUGGAGUUGGUCCCCCCUUUGCUGCUAUAACAGCCUCCACUCUUCUGGGAAGGCUUUCCACUAGAUGUUGGAACAUUGCUGCGGGGACUUGCUUCCAUUCAGCCACAAGAGCAUUAGUGAGGUCGGGCACUGAUGUUGGGCAAUUAGGCCUGGCUCACAGUCGGCGUUCCAAGUCUUUCCAAAGGUGAAGGGGUUGAGGUCAGGACUCUGUGCAGGCCAGUCAAGGUCUUCCACACCAAACUCGACAAACCAUUUCUGUAUGGACCUCGCUUUGUGCACGGGGGCAUUGUCAUGCUGAAACAAGAAAGGGCCUUCCCCAAACUGUUGCAUUAAGUUGGAAGCAUAGAAUCGUCUAGAAUGUCAUGUAUGCUGUAACGUUAAGAUUUCCCUUCAGUGGAACUAAGGGGCCUGGCCAAACCAUGAAAAACAACCCCAGACCAUUAUUCCCCCUCCACCAAAGUUUACAAUUGGCACUAUGCAUACGUGCAGGUAGCGUUCUCCUGGCAUCCGCCAAACCCAGAUUUGUUUGUUGUACUGCCAGAUGGUGAAGCGUGAUUGUUCACUCCAGAGAACGCAUUUCCACUGCUCCAGAGUCCAACGGUGGCGAGCUUUACAUCACUCCAGCCGACGCUUGGCAUUGCGCAUGGUGAUCUUAGGCUUGUGUGCGGCUGCUCGGCCAUGGAAACCCAUUUCAUGAAGCUGCCGACUAACAGUUCUUGUGCUGACUUUGCUUCCAGAGGCAGUUUGGAACUCAGUAGUGAGUGUUGCAACCGCAGCACUCAGCGGUCUCGUUCUGUGAGCUUGUGUGGCCUAUCACUUCGCGGCUGAAACAUUUCCACUACACAAUAACAGCACUUACAGUUGACCGGGGCAGCUCUAGCAGGGCAGAAAUUUGACGAACUGACUUGUUGAAAGGUGGCAUCCUAUGACGGUGCCACAUUGAAAGUCACUGAGCUCUUCAGUCAGGCCAUUCUACUGUCAAUGUUUGUCUAUGGAAAUUGCAUGGCUGUGUGCUCGAUUUUAUACACCUGUCAGCAACAGGUGUGGCUGAAAUAGCCGAAUCCACUAAUUUGAAGAGUUGUCCACAUACUUUUGAAUAUAUAGUGUACCUGAAAUAGUAUUUGAACCUAGGUCUUGUUCACACAGUACAUAUGCCUCCUGCUGGAUGGAGCAGGAACAACAGCUGAUUGACUGAAAUUUACCAACAUCGGAAAUGUAUAACAUAAAAUGCCAUCUCAUAAUGCUAACCCUAUAUAACCCUCUCUCUCUCUCUCUCUCUCUCUCUCUCUCUCUCUCUCUCUCUCUCUCUCUCUCUCUCUCUCGCCAUCUCUCCACCUCCCCAGGACGUACAGUGAUUCUGUCCACUCACCACAUGGACGAGGCUGACCUGUUGAGUGACCGCGUGGCCAUCAUCUCUCAGGGUCGUCUUCACUGCUGCGGCUCCCCGCUCUUCCUCAAGAACUGCUUCGGUGCCGGCUUCUACCUCACCCUGGUUCGACGCAUGAAAUACGAGGAACCCAAGACCAAGGUGGGAUGGAUGCGAUCUCGGAAAGAGCCUCUAGAGUGUGUUGUUGUUUAUGUUAGCGAGAGAGAGAGAGUGUGUGUGUUAGGGUGAGUGAGUGAUUUCAUUGCCUAGAAAGAGAUAUGUGUUAUUGAUGACGUUUUCUCUUUGUCCUAGAUGAAGUGUGACUGUACUGAUGAGUGUUCGUGUAAGUGCUCCACCUGCACCACGUACAAAGAAGAGUUACGUCAAGCCAAAACCCCGGACAGACAGUUGGACGGUAAGGUUUUCAUUGAGGAAUUGAGGUGACAUAAGUAUACGGGACCAUGAACCCCCUUUAUACAUGGUCAUCUGAUAGUUACUUUCCUCACUAGCUGUUGCGUCUUUGUAUGUUCUGUACCUGUUAUAACAUACUUGUAACAGGUGAUAUAGCCAGAACCAUAGUGUUGGUUCCACCACUAACGUUGACUCUGUUUGUGUGUGUGUGUUUCUGUGUGUGUGUGUGUGUGUGUGUGUGUGUGUGUGUGUGUGUGUGUCUGUGUGUGUGUGUGUUUGUGUGUGUGUGUGUGUGUGUGUGUGUGUGUGUGUGUGUGUGUGUGUGUGUGUCUGUGUUUCUCCCUACCAGGUGACUUGUCAAGCAUCACAGGGCUGGUCCACCACCAUGUCCCAGAGGCUCGUUUGAUCGAGGCUAUCGGCCAGGAGUUGACCUACCUGCUGCCCAACCAGGGCUUCCAGCCCAGGGCCUACGCCUCCCUCUUCAGAGAGCUGGAGGAAACCCUCUCUGACAUCGGCCUCAGUAGCUUCGGGGUCUCCGACACAUCACUGGAGGAGGUGAGCCUAUAUUCAAUCACAAUACAUCAGUUCACUUCAUGUUUUCAUGUUUGAUGGCCAUGUACCAUUGUACUUUCUUUAUUUUUCUCUUGUAGAUAUUCCUGAAAGUGACAGCGAAUGGUGAAGCCAAAUCUGGCAAAACUAAACAAGGUAAUUGAAAAAGAAGAAGAUCUGAACUGUGUAUCUUUUAUGACAUGUGUAUUGUCUGUGAUGUUCUGUGUUGGUCUGUAUAGUACUGUACUGUGAUGUUCUGUGUGUUGGUCUAUACAGUACUGUACUGUGAUGUUCUGUGUGUUGGUCUGUGAAGGACUGUACUGUGAUGUUCUGUGUGUUGAUCUGUAUAGUACUGUACUGUGAUGUUCUGUGUGUUGGUCUGUACAGUACUGUACUGUGAUGUUCUGUGUGUUGAUCUGUAUAGUACUGUACUGUGAUGUUCUGUGUGUUGGUCUGUACAGUACUGUACUGUGAUGUUCUGUGGGUUGGUCUGUACAAUACUGUACUGUGCUGUUCUUUGUGUGACAGUUAUGUUGGAUUUGCUGUCAUCUACCCCCCCCCAGACCAGAGAUUGUGGCAGCAGACACCUCGACCCAGUGUAGGACACAACAAAAAUAGCAGUUUAUGUCGACCAAUCUAAAGAUGACAAGCAACAGGCUACAAGCUUCAAGCUACAAGCUAGAAACUACUGCACUUGCAAUGACAAUGGCUAUAAUGAACAGAUAUCUUAUAAGCCAUGGUCUUUAAACUAGGACUCUAUGGGCAACGUCAAUUCUGGACCCAUAUACUGUUCUCUAGUGGAAUUACAGGAAGCUGUCAUAGAUUCAGUCUUACGCUGAAUGGGGCGGCAGUUAGCUUAGUGGUUAAGAGCGUUGUGCCAGAAAACGAAAGGUUGCUGGUUCUAAUCCCCGAGCCGACUAGGUGAAAAAUCUGUUGAUGUGCCCUUGAGCAAGGCACUUAACCCUAAUUGCUCUGGAUAAGAGCGUCUGCUAAAUGACUAAAAUGUGGUGCUGCAGAGUGUUUAUUGCUUUCACUGUAGAAGACAAUUUAAGUUUUAUUAUAGCACUCAGACAGUGAACUUUUAACUCCUGACCUUUCCCUACGUUACAGAGGCAGACGGGGUGACCCAGGCCAACAGGCAGGGGCAUUCUGGGGGCUUGGAGGGCAGCGAGGGGCGGGGCUCUGGACAGGUCAAAGGUGUCUGUCUGGUCCUGAAACAGUUAUUUGCCCUGCUCAUCAAACGGUUUCACCACGCCACAAGAUCACAUAAGGACUUCUUUGCUCAGGUACCAUUCUCCACAGACGGCUGUUUGUGCAGUGUAUUUUGCAUCCCCUCUAUAUCAUGUGCAUUGGUUAUAAAUCCCUAUGUAUAAUAAUGUGCAAUAAUGUUACACAUUUCUUGAUGGUUCCAGUUUCAUGAUGCAGAAUUUGAAUAUGAAAAUGUCCCUGUGUCCUGUUGUUCUGUUUCGUCAGAUAGUUUUGCCUGCCAGUUUUGUGUUCAUAUCACUGAUGUUCACUACGAUCGUACCUCCAUUUGGAGAGUACCCCAGCCUGACCCUUAGUCCCUGGAUGUAUGGACGACAGUUCACCUUCUUCAGGUGUGCAUAGAUACUUCUGUCCUGCCCUGAGACUAGCACCAUUUGUUAAAUCAAUCGUCCAGUCAAUUCAGAGUAGAUUCAGUCUGAGGAAGUUCAAUUCCAUUGGCAUAAAACAUGAGUAGAACGUAGAAGUCUCUUAUGAUAAUGUGGCGUUUGAUCAUGUUUGAUAAAGACUGUUGUUGACUGUUGGAUGUGCCAUCUUGCAGUAACGAGCGUACCCUUGACCCUGAGAUGAGGUACUUUGGAGAGGUGCUGCUAAACAAGCCUGGAUUUGGGACUCGCUGCAUGGUGGAUGAACCUCUAGAGUGAGUAGUGACCAGGGACAGUUCACUUCUGUUUGCUAAAUGUCUAAGUAUAGCAUCACUUUAAGACUCGAUUCCAAUAGGAGUCAAAUAUCAGUCUGGGGGCAAGAAAGAAACUUGCAGGCCUGAUGUGCCCUAGGCCUUGAGUUUGAGACUUCCUUAAAGGAUAUCACAGUUACUGAUAUCAAGUCGGCUACUGUACGCCCAAAAGUAACGAACAUUAGGGGAGGAAGGAGGCAUCGUUGUACAUGCCCGAAAAAUGAUUUGUUGUUGAUCCUGAUAGGCACUUCAAGUGUAACAAUGUGCAUAUGUGCGUGUGUGCGUGUUCCUGUGUGUUCCUGGGAUAGGGAUUUCCCAUGUAAUAACAUCACAACAGAGUGGGAGAUGCCGCUGGUGAACCCUGCUCUGAUAGACAUGUUGGAUGGACCAGAGUGGACCUCAGUUAACCCCUCCCCAGGCUGCCAGUGUAGUACCCCUAGGAAACUCACAAUGCUGCCUGUCUGCCCUGAGGGAGCAGGGGGGCUUCCACCACCACAGGUUAGUGUACACAUAUGCAUAGGCUUUAGCUCAAUGGGCUGACACAGUAUUGUGGUAAUCAGGUGGCCCCUGUUUAAAUCCCAGUCUGUCACCAAUGCACAAAGUUAUAUACACACUGUUUGUUCAUUUGUGUGUGUGUGUUGUGUUUUAGAGGAUCCAGUCGACAGGUGAUGUUCUGGUGGACCUGACAGGCAGGAAUAUCUCUGAUUAUCUGGUGAAGACUUACCCCUCCCUCAUCAAGGCCAGGUACCGUGGAACUACUUCAGCAUUCAUCUACUUUAUUUUGUUCUACAUACACAACUCUAAUGGCACAAUUCCUAUGUCUUUCUUGUUCAGUUUGAAGAGCAAAUACUGGGUGAAUGAACAAAGGUACUAUUUCCAUAUUUUACAAAAUCCAAAACUUAGCCUAUUUAUAAUGAGCUAGGUGGCUGUGUCCAUUAUGUAAAGAAAAGUGAUGCUGUAGCGCCCUCUGGUGGCCAGGGGCAUAGUAUCGUUAUUGUAUAAGGAGUUUUAGCUCUCACUGAGUAUGCGGUCUUACUCCUGGUGUUCAGAUAUGGAGCUAUAUGUGUUGUCUGUUCUCGGUUAUCUAGGUAUGGAGGUAUAUCUGUGGGUGGACAGCUUCCUGUGUUAGAUGUGGACCCUAAGACCAUCCAGGACGCAGCAUCACAGCUGGGGCGACUGCUUAAUGUUACUGGGGUAAGUCUACUAAAGAUGUCUCUGGUGUGGAUCUUUACACACUUCAACAGCCCUGUAACUGUCCAUGUAUCCAAUCAUGGUACUCUUUUAUCCAGGGUAAAUACUCCAAACAAACUCUUAAGGACAUUGGAACCUUCCUUCGAUACAUGGAGAGUGAAUACAAUGUCAAGGCAAGUACAUAUAGUGCACUGUCUACAAUUUAACCCACUACUGCCAAUCCACUGGCUUACUUUUGUACUAUACACCAGCAAAAGAAGAUUGACUAGAAUAUCCAUUCUGUCUUUUUGAAGGUGUGGUACAACAACAAGGGCUGGCAUGCCAUGGUGGCCUUCAUGAACGUGGCCAACAACGCCAUCCUUAGAGCCAACCUGCCCAAAGAUGCCAGCCUGGAUAUAUACGGCAUCACCACCAUCAACCACCCUCUCAACCUUACCAAGGAACAAUUGUCUGAAGUCACUGUGUGAGUACUGGCCUAUCAGGAGAUUUGAUACUAGAGAGGUCACUGUGUGAGUACUGGCCAAUCAGGUGAGGUGAUUAAAGCAUGUAAUAGACAGAACUCCUGGAUCAUCUAACCCCUCUCUGUGUACCUGUAAGCACCUCAGUGGAUGUGGUGGUGGCUAUCUGUGUGAUCUUCUCUAUCUAACCCCACUCCAUCCCUCUCCUCUCCUAGCCUGAGCACCUCAGUGGAUGUGAUGGUGGCUAUUUGUGUGAUCUUCGCCAUGUCCUUCGUCCCAGCCUCCUUUGUCCUCUACCUCAUCCAGGAGAGGGUGACCCAGGCCAAACACCUCCAGUUCGUUAGCGGGGUCAGUCCCGUCAUCUACUGGAUGGCCAACUUCCUCUGGGACAUGGUAUGUCUGGGCCUGGGGCCGGUUCCUCCCAUCAUACUCUCUGCAAUCUCAUAUUGACAAACACCAAGUUCUUGAUAUGCCGAAAUGGUUUGUGAUGAUGCUACCCACUCUCUUAAAUAAUCUACAUUAAUAUGGCAUGACAGAUCAUUCCAGUGAAGAGAGAGCAUAGUGAAGCUAGGUUGUAGAAACAGUAUUCCCCAUCUGUUGCAUACAGUAUUCCACAUAAUAUCAUGUAGUUUAUGACCGAAGGGCAUACGUGUCCACUCAAACAGCCCAAAGGAUUGAUAGAUACAUUUUACCUUUCUACAUAGAGCUUGACAUUCAUUGUGUCACUUCCCCCUCAUCAGGUGAAUUACUCUAUCAGUGCAGCACUGGUGGUGGGUAUUUUCAUGGUCUUUGACAAGAAGUGCUACACGUCGCCAACCAACCUCCAACCCCUGAUAACCCUGCUCAUGCUCUAUGGGUAAGUCAGUGUACUGUAGUACAGUAAGCCCCUUUGCUUGGGCUAAAGGUGGAAGGUUAACGGUAAUUUAUCCUUGGAGAGAGCAUCUAGAACAGUCCUUUAUAGCAUGCUCUAAAUGAUGAAUGGAUUGUACUGUACAGUGAUACAGGCGAUGAGAAGUUGAGUGCUGUAUUAAUGGAGCUAGUGGGUUUAUUUCCAGUGGUCCAUCCCUCAUAGUGUUCGCUAACUGUAGUCCUUGUCAACACCGGAUGGCCUCAGCACUGGGUGGUACAACCAGUCUGUAUCAGGUUUAUAGUGCUACUCACGUCACUCAACCCCACCCAACUGUGACAGAAUAAGAUUACAUUCUGGACCAGAGGAAACCAUUCUUCUAGAAUGAACAUUUAGGCAAGGACCACAUGUAAAUGUUCAGAUGAUCUUAAAAAAUGUAAGCUUGAUCAAACGAUUUGAAAAAUGCUCCCUACCUGUCUCUGUCCACUGCAGGUGGUCUGUGACGCCCAUGAUGUACCCCAUGUCCUACAUCUUCAGUAUUCCCAGCACAGCCUACGUCUCUCUGUCCUGCAUCAACCUGUUCAUUGGCAUCAACAGCAGUGCCAUCACCUUCAUCCUUGACCUGUUUGACAGCACAGCGGUGAGUGGAGAGCACAGACUGGGAUAAACGCUUACUGUACUUACACACAGAGCUGUCUGUCUCUAACACCUGCUCAAUGACUGCUUCAAAUACUAGUACUUGUUGAGUGACUCGAUUCAACUGUGUGGUUUGGCCCUCCCUCUCCCCCCCCCCCCCCCCCCUCUCUCUCUCUCUCUCUGUCUGUCUGUCUGUCUGUCUGUCUGUCUGUCUGUCUGUCUGUCUGUCUGUCUGUCUGUCUUUCUCCCUCCUUCUCUCAGGCUCUGUAUAAGUGUAACCAGCUGCUGAAGAAGAUGCUGCUGAUCUUCCCCCACUACUGUCUUGGCCGGGGUCUAAUCGACAUGGCUAUGAACCAGGCUGUUACUGAUGUCUAUGCCCGCUUUGGUGAGUCACACCCCCUCCGCCUCUCACACCCCCCUUCCCCGUCACCCUCCAACCCCCUCACCCCUUUCAUCCCCUUGCCACCCCCACCACUCGCUCCAAGGCCUGCAUUCUGAUUGGUCAGUAGGGAAAUGCCGCUAGCAACUCUAGCCUGUUCUCCAGGUCUUGGACACCUCCAGACCCCGAGGCCAAAUCCUGAUGCACUCGGAAUGCCGUAACAGGACGUGAAUACCAUGGCCCCGGGUCGGGCCGACGGCGUCUGAAACAUGAUGCUGUGUAUUUGUCUCUAGGAGAUUCACACCCAAGACACGGCUGAGGCCACAGACUUCAUAAAUAACCAGUGGAUCUGAAUAAGCUUUCCCCUAAUCGGCCGAUAAGACCAGUCAAAGCCGGUGGUGACUAAUGGGAGCGUGGUUAGCUAGGUAGGUGGGUAGUGGAUAUAGGAGACUAUAGGAGCAGGUGCCACAGAGCCACCAUCACCCAGCUUUGUUGAUGAAUGUUUUAGCUGUGUUGAUGUCAUCUUAUCUGUGAAGAGAAGCUGGCUGAUUAAAGUGUAACAGGAGCGUAUUCUGUGUUGUCACCUCUCAAGCGUUUCCCACUUCUCACACAUCGGUUAGAUCAGAUGGUGUACUAAUGCUGAUUCCUCCAUGCUACAUGCUGAUCCUGUUUGCUUUGCUUUGUGUGUGUGUAUGUGUGUCAGGUGAGGACUUCAGUCUGGACCCGUACAGUUGGGACUUUGUAGGAAAGAACCUGGUCUUCAUGGCUGUUGAGGGCUUUGUCUAUUUCAUCAUGAACAUACUGAUCCAGUACCGCUUCUUCCUGGAUCACUGGUAACCAACAGCUUCACUUCACAUCUAAUAUACAAGUCUACAUUGCUGUAGUACUUUUUUAAAAAGUAUCUAAUUGGUGAAGCUAAUUCAUCUUUGAAUGGUGUUAUUGAAUCUGUUGGAUCAGAAUCAUAUGAAUCUGUUGACCAGUACAAGUUGACUGGUACCAGUAACUCUACGCAUUAUUGAUUGUGAGAGCGGUCCAGAACACAGGUUCACCACUUACCUUCAACCUCUGACCUCUUACCUAUAAUAGGAUUACAGAUUGUAAGAAGGAUCCCAUCAUGGAGGAAGAUGUGGACGUGGCCCAGGAGAGAGAACACAUCUAUAAUGGUGGAAGCAAGAACGACAUCUUAAAGAUUAGAGACCUCACCAAGGUACGCUAACUAAAUAACUAACUAACUGACCACUCAGGGCUCCUGUGUUAUGUGUCUCCUGGUUAUUGACUCAAUAGUUUGCAGUGUGAACAAGAUGGUUCUAUCUUUCUCAGUCUCUCUCUCUUUCUCUCUCUCUCGCUCUCUCGCUCUCUCGCGCUCUCGCGCUCUCUCGCUCUCUCUCGCUCUCUCUCGCUCUCUCGCUCUCUCUCUCUCUCUCUCUCUCUCUCUCUCUCUCUCUCUCUCUCCUCCCAGACAUACAUGGGGAAGACUAAGCCAGCGGUGGACAGGAUCUGUGUGGGAGUGUCACCUGGGGAGGUCAGUACAGUACCACUCUAUACUAUAGACCUCCAUAUAGUACCACAGCUGUACAGCAAGGGAAGGCUCAGUGUAGAGACCCAGUGAUAAAAUAUAUUCUCCUCAUCCUCUCUCCAGUGCUUUGGGCUCCUGGGUGUGAACGGAGCAGGGAAGACCACCACCUUUAAGAUGCUGACCGGAGACACUGAUGUCAGCUCAGGAGAAGCCUCUGUCACUGGUCACAGGUACAGUGCAUGGGGCAUUGCCAUGUGCUUCCUCAAUCACAGUUGGCAUGAUCAAUGUUUUUCCCGAUGCUGUUGAUAUCAUUUGUAAAUAACAGUGGUCCUAAAAUAGAGCCCUGUGGCACCCCAGAGCACAGCUCUAUGCUUUUCACCUGUAAUCGUACCCUUCGUCCCGGUCCCUGCAGCAUCCUGACCAAUAUCCUGGAUGUGCACCAGAACAUGGGCUACUGCCCCCAGUUUGAUGCCAUAGAUGAGCUGCUGACUGGCAGAGAGCACCUCCAU
Coregonus sp. 'balchen' is the source of this 45343-nucleotide messenger RNA. The record is from the annotation of a GenBank genome assembly. Lineage: Eukaryota; Metazoa; Chordata; Actinopteri; Salmoniformes; Salmonidae.